Pelobates cultripes (western spadefoot toad) is the source of this 55335-nucleotide messenger RNA. Lineage: Eukaryota; Metazoa; Chordata; Amphibia; Anura; Pelobatidae. The record is from the annotation of a GenBank genome assembly.
AAAAAAUUGAAAAAUUCAGGUUGAGAAUGUAAUUCACUGUUCAAUUCCUGUAUUAGUAAAUAUCCCUGCUUUCGUUUGCCAACUUUACCAGAGUAUGAGGUGCGUGAUAAUGACAUAGCAAUUAACGAUCCUAAUUAUUUAUAGUGUGUAGACAAAUGUACAUUUGUGACAUGCAAUCCUUUAUUAAUUGUGUUAGAAAGUAAAGGCUAUACAGUUGUAAAUGUAGUACAGGGUAUGAUGUUUAUUCCAGCAACUGCCCUUGCUUCAGCUAAAUUAUUCUCUCUUCAAAUAAGUAAUAAGUAUAAGUGGACAGAAAAAUGUAGUUUUCCUAUAUGUUUAAAGAAGCACAUACUUUUUUUUUUUUUAACAAACGAAAACUUUCAUGUAUGUACAUAUAUACACCCGCGCACACAGACACACACACACACACUAGCAAAAACUAAAUGACCUCUAAUGUAUUCGUUUUCUCAAUUUUCCAUUAUUAGAUACUCAAAAUCAUCAGAUGAGUAAGAAGUAGCAUCAUCUUCUUGUUCAGUCUUUUCCAAAAUACUACAGGUACACAUUUUCCUCCUAAAUUCUACGUCAUAAACACACUACAAGUCCCACCUCCCCAAAUAGAAAUAAAAAAAGUUGGCUUAACAGGUAACUUAUAGGUAGGUAGUCUUUUUGUAAAUGCAUUAAUUGUAAUUGCCAUACAAGGGUGGUUUCCUUGGAGUAAUGUAACAGUGUCUUCAAAAAGUCACUAGCAAGUUCUUUUUUGUUUUUUGUAGUUGUUGUUGUUGUUAUGGUAGGAAAUUAACACUAUGUCCAUUAGCAAAGCCAAUCAAACAGACGAAGAACAAAUAGUUUAUUUUCAACUGAAUGAAACUGUGUUUUCAGCAAUCUAGCUCAAUCCAUUGAGAGUCUAUAAAUGCCCUUCUUUUUUCUUUGCCCCUGCCAUUGACAGCACUUUGUCCUUCUGGCGAAUUUCCUCCCUCAGCUUCACCUCGGUGAUCCUCAGGUGCCUGAUGCUGGACUUCAUCUCCUUCAUCUUCACCUCCAUCAGGGCUAUGAUGUCCCUCUGCUCGUUGAGCUUCCUCAGCAGCUCCUCGGUAGUGGUGCCGGAAGACAUGGAGUAAGAAUGGUCCGUGAAUAGAGGAGAGGGGCAGCAGUCUGGGAUGGGGUAGGUCUCCUCGCCCACCACCACCACCUGGAUGCCCUGGUGUGUCCCGUGGCUACCUGGAGACGAGAAGUGGCUGGCUAGUCCUCCUCCUGCAUCCAGCUUGACCGUGAGGUUCCCUGGGUUCGGUUCGGCAGCCACCGGUCCCCCUCCAGCCGCUGCUCCCAUGGCUUCCAUGGCACUGCCCAUCACGGCUGCCGAAGCGCUGACUCCGGCCAUGGUGGCCCCCAUGCCGGCCGUGGCUCCCAGUAAGACCAUCUCGGCAUUGCCGGCUGUCAGCUCCAGCACCUCCUGCUCCUCCUGGCCGGGCAGUCCUGUCACCAGCACGGUGGUGGCGGCGGACGAGUAGUGGGGCUGCGGCUGCUGCCUCUUCUUGCCCCGGUCCCCCGCGUUGUUCCUGCGGACCUUCCUCUCGUUGACUCCCCGCAGGGGGAAGAUGGUGGGGAUCUUGAUGCUGUACGACUUGCGGCCUCCCUGGAAGUGCAGGCUGCACACCCGGUGCCCGUUGGUGGGCUGGAAGGUGUUGAAGCAGCCCGUCACACCGGCCCUCGACACAUUCUUCAGCCACUGCCGCCGGAGCUCCACAUCCUUCGGGAACGUGUAGAAGUGCAGGCCUUUGUCCCGGUGCGAGUUACUAUAGCAGCCCGGGACGCAGCACGUGAAGCCGGGCAUGACGGCCCCCGGGAUGUUUUAUUAAAUCGGCAGCUGCGAGAUGCUCGACACCGAAAGCGGGCAGCGGAAACUACACAUUCCAGAAUGCAUCUGACUUCCUCUGGAAGAUCGGGCGUGGCUUCAGCAGCGAGGCCUGCCCUCUCCCCCGAAAUGCUUAGAGUGUGCGCCCUGGGAGUUACCGCGAGAUUGGUUACCGCGGGAUUGUUUGGAAACAGUGGGAGCUGAGUUGGAGCUGAGAGAGGGUGAGUUAGUGGGAGCUGAGUUGGAGCUGAGUGAGGGUGAGUUAGUGGUGCUGUGUUGGAGCUGAGUGAGGGUGAGUUAGUGGGAGCUGUGUUGGAGCUGAGUGAGGGUGAGUUAGUGGGCGCUGUGUUGGAGCUGAGUGAGGGUGAGUUAGUGGUGGUGUGUUGGAGCUGAGUGGGGGUGAGUUAGUGGGCGCUGUGUUGGAGCUGAGUGAGGGUGAGUUAGUGGGAGCUGUGUUGGAGCUGAGUGAGGGUGAGUUAGUGGUGUUGUGUUGGAGCUGAGUGGGGGUGAGUUAGUGGGCGCUGUGUUGGAGCUGAGUGAGGGUGAGUUAGUGGGAGCUGUGUUGGAGCUGAGUGAGGGUGAGUUAGUGGGGUUUUUGUGUUGGAGCUGGAGUGAGGGUGAGUUAGUGGGCUGCUGUGUUGGAGCUGGGAGUGAGGGUGAGUUAGUGGGCGCCUGUGUUGGAGCUGAGUGAGGGUGAGUUAGUGGGCUACUGGUGUUGAGCUUUCUCGAGUGAGGGUGAGUUAGUGGGCGCUUGUGUUGGAGCUUUCUGAGAGUGAGGGUGAGCAGUGGCGCCGUGCUGGGAGCCUCGGAGCGUGAGGGUGGAGUUAGUGGUGUGCUGGAGGAGGGGUGAGUUAGUGGGAGCCUGUGUUGAGCUGAGUGAGUGAGUUAGUGGGCUCGUGUUGGAGCUCGUGGCGGGAGGGUGGAGUUAGUGGUGCUGUAAGCUGGAGCUUCUGGAGUGAGGGGUGAGUUAGCGUGGUGCUGUGCUGGGAGCUCUGAGUGAGGGGAGUUAGCAGCUGGGAGUGAGGGGUGAGUUAGUGAGCCGGAGUUGGAGCUGAGAGAGGGUGAGUUAGUGGGAGCUGAGUUGGAGCUGAGUGAGGGUGAGUUAGUGGGAGCUGAGUGAGGGUGAGUUAGUGGGAGCUGUGUUGGAACUGAGUGAGGGUGAGUUAGUGGGAGCUGUGUUGGAGCUGGGUGAGGGUGAGUCGUUGGAGCUGAUGAGGGUGAGUUAGUGGGAGCUGUGUUGGAGCUGAGUGAGGGUGAGUUAGUGGGAGCUGUGUUGGAGCUGAGUGAGGGUGAGUUAGUGGGAGCUGUGUUGGUAAGAUGCGUUGCUGGUUUAGUACAUAGCUGUCUAUAAUGUAAGAAAGUGUCCGAUUCUGGUUUAUGCUGUCAGAUUCUGAGUGCAGCUUGUAUUUGUUUUUUUGCUCAGCUGCUCCAGACACACAGGUGACUAGUUUGACAUCAUUGAGGUUUAGUCACUAUUUCCAUCUUGUAGCUAAUUGAAAUAUAGCACAUAGGUAAACAUGGCUGAUUUUACCCCUUGAGGACACCGCUUCAGAAGCUUGUCUUACAAUUAAGGACACUAGCCAUUUUUGCAUUUUGUGUUCAAACGCAAUUUGCAUCUGUCAUUUAUUGCACCAACACAUAUUCUAUUACAUGGCAAACAGGGCUUUAAUUUGAUGUCACAAAUACAUAGAUACAUUUUCAUUAAUUAUAAAAAACAAAAGCCCCCAAAAAAGCCCAACCUUUUUUUCACGGUUUUGGCAAUAAUAGCGUGUGCAUAAUAUGUCCAGCUUAGUAUAAGUAAUUCAAAAUAAAUUAAUUUGUGUCUUGAUUUAUAGAGUACAUCAUAUGUAUAGGAUUUCAGCUUAUUUUGAAAGUUACAGGUCACAAAAUACAAGGACUAAAAUAAAAUUUCAAUUUGCAAUCAUUUUAGAAGUUGGUAUGUUUGUCUUGUAGGUUUAGUAGCCAUCACAGAAAAAAAAUUGCCACACAAAAGUAUAUAUUUAUAUAAAGUAGACAUCACAGGCUAUUUACCUAAGGUUAGUUUGACACUUUUUACGUAUUUCAUCACCAAUCUCUGCUAAAUAUUGGAGUAAAUUUUUUUAUUUUUUAUUUAUUUUGGCAUAUACACAUAUAACAAGCUUUUUGUAAUGUGUAUUUCGUAAAGCUGGUGUGUGCUAUUCCUGCACCGAACCCCAUAUUAUUUUCAGCUACAUCUGCUGAGUAUAACGAUACCCCCAUUGUAUGCCUUUGGCACUUUUCUUUAAAGCUUCAAUGACAUAUAAGAGACAAGGCUAUUUCAGUUUCUAUAGUUAGAAUUUUCAUAGAUGGGCCAUUGUGUCAUUUUAGGGUAUUAUAGCAGUGUAACUGUUCAAAUAACCCCACAAAGGGCUUUCAUUUGAUAACGCAGACACCCCAGGGUAUCUUAUAUGGUGUAUAUUGUGCCUUAAAGGACCACUAAAAUGCCAGGAAAACAAACUCAUUUUCCUGGCACUAUAGUGUUAAUAGGUCCCCCCCUCCCGCUGGGCUCUAGGGGGAGGAAGGGGUUAAACACAUACCCCUCGGCGCUGGGGACUCUCAUCCUCCUUCCGACGUCAUUGGCUGAAUGUGCAGGCGCGGCAAGAGCCGUGCGUGCAUUCAGUCAGUCCAUAGGAAAACAUUACUCAAUGCUUUCCUAUGGACGCUGGCGUCUUCUCACUGUGAAAAUCAGUCGGAAGCGCCUCUAGCGGCUGUCAAUGAGUCAGCCACUAGAGGCUGGAUUAACCCAUAUGUAAACAUAGCAGUUUCUCUGAAACUGCUAUGUUACAGCAGGCAGGGUUAACCCUAGAUGGACCUGGCACCCAGACCACUUCAUUAAGCUGAAGUGGUCUGGGUGCCUAUAGUGGUCCUUUAACUUUCACCAAUUUAUGUCAAUGUUUGUGGUGGUGGGGGGGGGGGGAGGGAAUGGCAUUUUUACAUAUGUUGCAUUUUUGCUGAGUAUUUCUUACACUUGAUAUGUCCCACUGUCAUAAAAAUCCUCAAAUUAUACUCCGUUACAUCCUUCGGAGUAAAACAAUAUGCCCAAUGCAUGGCCUAGACACUAUUUUGUGAAGUUACAGUGCUGUAAAAGAGACGUGACAAGUUCAGGUUUUUAAGUGUGAAUUUUCAUGGCGGGUUUUGAUGCGCAGUGUCCCACUUUGGAGCACUUGAGCAGGCUACAUAUUCCAACUACACCAUAAAUGCAUACCAUUUCUUAAAGAAGACAUCCCAGGGUAUUUCAAAAGGCAUAUUUUGAACCUUAGUGCGGGAUAAUUUUUCCGCUAGCUUGUACUAGCUAGUGUAGUGGUAAUAAGUUUUUUUUUUUUUUCUGCCUUUUUGACACACAAAGUGAGUUUGCACAGUAUAUUUUGCAAACCUUAUGCGUGCUACGACUGUAUAAUACUUCAUAUGUUUCUCAGCUAUGUCGUCUGAGUACAGCAAUACCUCUGAAUGUAUGUUUGCCAGGUAUAUGUGGACAUAGAAGGGGCACAUUUGAGACAGUCAUCACAAUUUUUUUCAAACUAUUAAUUUUUACGCUGUGUCCGGUAAGCACCUUUUAUGCCGAGGAUGGUUCCGGCAUUUCCUGUUUGGCGGUCAAGGUGGCAUGCCGCACUCAUUGCGGGCUGGGCGCCUGCGCACAGCGGUGGAACGAACUCCGCGAGGCCUUGCGUUCCACCGAAGUUCCGUCUGUGCUACUGUGCAUGCGCAGUUGGAACUUUAUUGUUUUGGCUCUAAAUUUUAACUACAAGCGCUAUUUAAGCUGUGCUAGACCAUCCUAUCAGCAGGAUGCUGUUCAGAUUGGGUCUACCGUGUCACUAGUCCACCCCCACACGACUGUGAGGUUUUUGAGGUGCGAUAUUUGUCUCUACUUUAAAAUCCAAACUUGAAAAUUAAACAGAUUUUUAAAGUUGAUUUUUGUUCUGUUUCUCUGGAUAAAAUGUAAAAGGACAGGAAUCCUGCACCUGAACCCAGGAAAGUGACUGCAAAGGCUAAACAUUUUAUUCUGUAGCGAAUGUUCUACUCUACCGGAUGGGUGUAAGAAGAAGGUCUGUAAUCUAUGUUCAGCGGAUAAUCUGGAAAAUCCAAGCAGAGAGACAUGCAGUCUUUUCUUUCUUGGUUCCUAGGUAAUCUGGCUCAAACCUUUUGAAUCGUUUAAAGAAACAGCCAGAUCAAGCAUUUCAGUAGCUUAUCAUGGUACAGCUAGUAAGAAACUAAAAAAAAGAGCUAAAAUGAACAAGCUAUCUUUGAUCUUAAGUGAAUAUCUUCCUAAAAAAUAUAUAAGGAUAAAGGUUUUCCUGUUCAAGAGAAACUAAUCAACUUGAUGUACAGAGAAUGGAAAAAAAAUCCCGAAAGGAGCUUUUAUUUCAAGGAAUUUCAAAAAUCUUUACAAGAUCCAAAGUGAUUAUAAAUGGGAAGAACUACCUAAUUGUAGACAUUCAGAUAGCUCAACGUUCAAAAACGACAACCAUUCCAAUUGGUGAAGUUUCCGGCCUUAAAAAUCCGAUGGACAAAAGGGCUGAGGCAUCUUGUAGAAGAGCCUUCCAGUCUGCUGGCUUUCAAUGCAAUGCAGCCUCAGCUGAGGCCUCUGUUGUUAAAGCUUAUUAAAUAUUAUGCAGAACUUGAAGUUCUCCAAUUAGUUUUUAAUGGAUAUGUCAGAAGGAAUUCUGAAAUUGGCAGCACGCAUUAUGGGCCUUAUGGCUACGAUCUUGGUCUGCUGAUAAGGCUUCCAAGUCUUCCCUCUGAGAAUUGCCUUUAGAUAAAUCAAAGAUGUUUUGGUCUCCUCUGGAAGAGAUUAUCAGACAAAUGUCAAACACAAAAGGCCCUUCCACAGGAUAGAAAGAUUUCUUGGAAGCCGGGUUACAAGAACUUCCAGUUUCGCACGCGCAAGAAUUAUGGAUAUCAAGACCGAUUCAGAAAAUUUUGUAAAUUCCAGAAGGAAUACAGAUUUGAGGAUGAAACCGGUAGACAAGACAAAAAGAGGAGGUCAGAAUGGUAAGAGGCAGGGAGCAAAGCACACAACAUCCUUGGGUGAUGAAUAUCAUUGCAGAUGGCUAAAAAAAUCCGAUUUACAGAAAAGCCAAAGCACAGUCUCACAAUUUCUUUAUACCAAGCAAAAGAAAAAACAGUCUCUUUGGCAGCAGCAGUAUCUCUUUUGAAGAAAGGGGUCAUAGAGAAGGUCCCAAAGAACCAAGAAUUUCAUCGCGUGUAUUCUCGUCUCUCUAGUUCCAAAACCAGAUCAAUCCCUGAGGCCGAUCCUGGAUCUAAAGACUUUGAACAAGAUCAUCCCAUACCAAACAUUCCGUAUGGAAUCCAUUCUAUCGGCUACCCAUAUCAUACAGAAAUGGGAAUUAAUGGCUAUCCUGUGGCACAAGCGUCAAAAAAAAUUCUCAAGAGUCGUCAUAAAAAUAAGAGGGAAACCUCUCAAUUUUUAAUUCAAAGCACUGCCCUUUGUUCUAACUUCAGCUCCAAGAAUUUUCAUGAAGAUCCUCACUCCCAUUACUGCAACGUUAAUAAUAAAAGGUAUUGCUAUCGUUCUAUAUCUGGACAAUUGGCUUCUAAUGGCCAAGUCAAAAGAGCUCCUGAAGCUUCACAUCAAGGCUACUAUAGAUGUCUUAGAACAUCACAGUUGGGUGAUCAAUCGAAAAAAGUCUUAUCAUCCCGCUACAGAAGCUCAAUUUCUGGGAUUCAUCAUAGACUCAAGGACUCUUUCAUUACACCUUACUCCAGAAAGGAAAUUAAAAAGAGAACCAAGCUGUUCAAUUCGAAGAGUGUCCUGGGGAUAUUAACAUUGUCCAUUCUGGCAGUAAGAUGGUCAAGAGCAGCCAUAAGACCCUUCAAUGGGAAAUUCUACUGUAGUGGUUAAAAAGGGAAGAUGAUCUAGAUUUGGAAAUUGUGCUUUCUUCCGAAGUCAGAAGUCAACUUGUUUGGUGGAAAAUAUCCAGCUGCCUUUCAAAAGGUCUAUCUUUCAAACAAAAAGAAUGGCUUAUUGCUGCUACAGACGCCUCCCAACAUGGUUGGGGGCCUGAAUUCCAAUUCCACAUGUGUCCGAGGAAUCUGGUCCGCGAAAGACGCUCGCCAAUCUUCAAACUUCAGGGAACUUAAAACCGUCUUCAAUGCUCUUCUUCAUUUCAAAACUUGGAUAUCACACAGCUGUAAGAAUUCGAUCAGACAACAGCACAUCAGUGGCCGUUUUGAACAGACCAGGUGGAACAAGGAUAAUAAGCCUUUAUCUUCUUUGUUCAGAAAUAUUUUGUUGCGCGCAAAAGGAACUGGAAGAUUUGGCUGCUACACACACAAAGGGGAAGGACAACUUUGUAGUAGACGAGUUGAGCAGGUCAAAAUGGUCUGGAGCGGAAUGGUCCCUUCAUCCAGCCUUAUUCUCAGUUCUCAUCAGAAGAUUCGGAACUCCAGACGUAGAUCUGAUGGCCAGGAGGAGAAAUUGCAAGGCUAGCCAAGAUCAUCCCCACUUUCUAGACCGGAUGACGAUGGAUUUUGAUCUGGCAUAGGUUUUUCCUCGAGUAUCCUUGAUUCCAAGGGUCAUCCAGAAAAUCAGAUCAGAAGAGGCUCGGGUGCUGGUAAUUUUUCCUUACUGGCCAAACAAGUUCCUUCUUUGGUGUCAUGACCACAACUGCCUUCUCCCACAUUUGGGAGAGCUGAGUGGACUUUCCCUGGCUCCAGUAUGGCUUAUAUUCCUGGGUGCGAGGGAACAGUGAUCUUCCUGCAGCUCCUUUCUGCUCCCUCGCACUGUCUGCAGUGAUGCCAGGGCCGGAAUGAUGUCAUAUUUCAGCUCACGGCCUCAUUACACAGCGCGAUGGAGCAGAGGGGAGCUGCAGGAAGACUGCUCCCUAGCACCCUGCCCCAGCCUGCCACCUCCCUUCCUUCUGAGUGUAGGCAGGUGGCCAGCUACAAACCUCCCUGAGCUGGCCGCCUCUAUGCUCCUGCGGGUUGCCGGUUACACAGCUUCCUGAGCCAGCCGCCUCUAUACCUCCCAGGGUGGCCAGCUAAAACUUUCCCUCACACACUGCCCCAGGCUGCCGCCUCCAUACCUAGUGCUGGUGGCCGGCUAUACAGCUCUUGAUCGGGUGGGCAGCUGGCCGGCUCCAUUGUCUGCCCAGCCGGCUACUUUAGGUAAAAGGCUGACAAAUCUCAGACGCCAGGGCUAAAUUUCUAGUCGCCAUGGCGACCUGGCGUCUAGGAUUUGUCGCGCCCUGGACUAACAGACUUGUAUUUGCAACAAGACUAGCUGAAUGGACAGGAACAGAGUAUGUUGUGGGCUCUGUUUAAACGAGCUUACCUUCUAGAGGAAGUGGGGUAAAGUGACCCAGGGGGUAGUUCGCAGACAUGGAAUACAUGUUCAGAUGCUUAUUUGCAAAUGUUAUUACUCUUACCAUCUAAACCAUGUGAACGGAUAUUUUCUUUAACCCAUUACUACAUUUUGCUAAAGCACAACUGGCAUGUUUGAGAAGACUGGAUGUGGUGUGGGUGCCAUUUUGGACCAGCUAAGUGGUCAAGCUUUGCUAAAACAGUUUAAUAUCUGACUGUAGGACAGAGCCAGGGCAUUUCUAAAGAGUAGACUGUAGUGGUUGGAUUUGAAGAUGCUAUUUGAAAGUGGAAUAAAACCACAAAACAUUAAAAUAGAUAUUGGGGAUAUAUACUUAUUUAAAUACAAAUACAUUUCUAUAUAACGUGCACAUUGAUGUUAUAUGAUGGGUUCCAAGUGUGCUGGGUUUUCUUCAUACUUCAAUAGAUACCUGGGGUUUCCCUCUGGCAGCUGGGACAAUUUUUAGUGGUCCCAGCUGACAGAUAAGCUGCAUGCGGUGCUUAGUCUCCUCCGCAUAUAGCCAUUUAAAUUCAUAGGGAACACUGCUCGAGCUCAGCCACAGCAAUUCUCUCACCGCAUCAAGUGAUUGGGAGACACUCAAGGUCUGAACAGGCCUUGAAGGGUCUCCCUCAACACUCUCAUGGCAUCUUGAUCAAUGCUUGACUUUGUCAGUUGCCCAACACCAAACUCAAUGCAUUGGGCAUGCUAUAUUUAAUGAAAAAGAUAGGAAUGUGUCAUACUGAAAAUAGCCAGUAGAUGGCAGUAACAUACCACUCUGUUUUAACUGAGAUUUCCCUUUGCUAAUAUCAGUACUGAUAUUAGUAGAGGGAAAACGUUGUGAUUAGAAUUAAAUCAGUGAUCAAGAUUAUGAAUUAGGCGGGUCCUGCCCUGGGCCGCAUGCUGUUUGACAUGCUUGGUGUAGAACAUUCAGUUAACAUUUGAUGAGUAUUUCAUGCAAACUGGUAAAAAGGUCUACCUUUUGAUUUUAAUUGUGUUUUAAAUAUAUCUUUACAGUGCUGACACAAUGGCAGAUAUUUUUCAAGAAAACGUUACUACACGGUCUUUGCUAAAAAGAUUUUUGGAAAGUGAGCCAACUCGUUCAGCUGUAAAACGUCGUUCAGUGUCCAGGUAAAAUGUUUCCACAAAAUAUUUGAAAAAGCAUGUCACUCUUACCAUAUGAACACUUUUUUUUUUUUUUUAACUUUCAAAUUUUUUUAGCAAUGACUUUUGCAUAUUGCUAAUUCUGCAGGCAGGAAAGAUAUUUUGUGUUAAUUCUCUCCCCCACGGGGUGUUGCUUGAACUCCGAGGAAGAUGGCUGCCUAUCUUGUGAGCUCCGUCCCACGUAGCUUCUAAUAGCGCACUAUCCUCGUAGCACGGUCCACUGAUGGGGCACACAAAACGGCUCGAUAACCACCAGACCACGUGGGGCAACCAUAGAAGCUCGCAUGCAGGACCCAUGGACGAAUUCCUGCAAACGCCUGUGAGUGUAUCCCGCAAGGCGACAGGCCUCAAUAUGGCUGACUCCCCGGUCCCUUCACCCGUAUUGGACCCAGGCAUACCCUCCCUGUCCGAUAUUAGUGCGGACAUAAAGGCACUCAUGAGAUCGAUGGUAACUAAAGCAGACCUAGCAACCCUCUCAGACAAUAUCUGUGUGGCGAUCCGAGGUAGCUACGUUGCGGAGCGAUAUUGCGGAACACUGCACCCGCAUCCAAGCCCUAAAAACAGCCAACCUAACUGUAACAGCACAAUCUCAGGCAUCCAACCUAGCUUUGACACGACAAGGCGCCAUGCUAUUGAACCUGAGAAAACAGGCUGAAGAAUUAGACAACAGGAGCCGCAGAUCCAAUAUCCGCACACGCGGCCUACCUGAACCCUCGAGGGAAGAAAACGUGGAAGCCACUCUAACGGCCCUCUUCCGGGACAUUCUUGGACCAGAAUAACCAGACUGCAUCAAUUUUGACAUAGCGCAUAGAGCCACCAGACUGCGCUUUGCGGAUGGAACUCCACCUAAUAAAAUUUGUUGCCUAUACAACCACAGGGUCAAAGACCUCAUUAUGUCUAAAUCUCGCUCGAGACCGACCUGGAGAUAUCACGGGGCACUCUACCAGGAUCUUUCGCUCUUGAUACUUGAAGCACGCAGACCCUUGAGACCGGUGACACUUUUACCAGAGCGUAAUAUCCAAUUUAAUGUCCGAAUGAAUGGAUCCCUUUACGGUGGCCAGAAGAGGCUCUGAAUUUCCUGCAAUGUGCUAAGCUCAUUCACUGGAUACCACCCUUCAUAGUUGAGACACUAAAUCCCCUGACUAGCAGAUGUCUGCCUUCCCCGUUACCACUAUUGUCCUAAAAAGACUAAAAAUCUAGGUAGACGCAGACAAUUCCUAGCUCAAUACCCCAGACGUACCCUCUGAGAUCCGACUAACCUUCCCCAUAAACAUGGAUAACGUGUACCUCCAGACAGAUAUAAGUAUGAUACCCCUCUCGAAACUUCGACAAGCAGACCCCUAGCAAUUAACGCCACAAUCGACCAAUGACCUGACAAUUCUUAAAACCCAAAAGGGACUAAACUGAUUAGUGCAACAUAUACAGACACUAGUAAGUGGGAAACGAGGCUCUCUUAGAUCUGAAUACUACACUUCUAACCUACUUCAUAUACCAUAUGUACGCCUUUUGAAUCUUUUCACUCGUGAACCCCGGGCCUCUGUCCCAACCAGACCCAGCAUAUACCUAGACAACUGGGGGAGCCACUAUCGUCGCCGCUCCGGUCUCGACCGUCGAAUGGUACAGCUCUGGUUACGCGGGAAUACCUCAAGUAGACUGUUAAUUUAUCAGGUGUGUCCUCUGGAGGAGAGUGACCGAGAGAAGGGUCUCCUCCAAACACACCUCACCGAUCAUUCUCUGGUCAUUUACCUCUUUAGAGCUCUCCUUUUCUUCCUCCUUGCGACCCGCUCGCUUCGUAUUACAGGAGGCCUGCUGCUGGGGCACCCUACAGGAGAGUGCUAUCCCCUGACACCCCCCUUGUACCCUUUUCACGCUUGUCUAAUCAGUUCCCACGUAUCCACUGUCUCCCCUCUUUGCAUAUUUUGGCUUCCCCACCUACCGCCCGCAAGGACACAACUGCGGGGUGUUGGCGUGCAAUCCGCUAUCUAACUUAUUCUCCUUCUAACCUUAAUUCUCCCCUACACCUUCCUUGGGGCGUGGGCCGGCUCCUUGAACACAUAUUACUGGGAUCCUGAAGUGUUCAUAUCAACUUAACUAGACCGAAUCGCAUAUACCAUUGCCACUCUACACAUGGCCUAUACACCGGCACCUUUCCGCAUCAUGUCCCAAAACUGCAGAGGGCUGAACGUCCCUGAGAAACGCCCUCAUCUACUACGUGACCUCAAGCGUCAACAUAUCUCCAUAGCCCUAUUACAGGAAACACACCUCCGAGCUUAAGCAAACCAACUGCUGAAGGAUAAGUUCUACCCGAUGAACUACUAUAGUAAUCACGAUACAGCUCGCAACUUUGGAGUGGCGAUUCUUCUAGCAGCAAAUCUACAGUUCUCACUAUCAGAAACACUGACUGACACGUAAGGCAGAUACCACUUCGUAAAAGGUGUAGUGUCCCAAAGAACUUACACACUCGCCUCAAUAUAUGUCCCGAGCAGUGGACAGGCUCAAUUCAUAUGAAAAACGUUACUGAGGCUCGCUAAUUUCACUGAGGGCACCCUUUUACUAGGAGGGUACUUGAACGUCCCUUUAGAUCCUAUAUCGGAUUCGUCCAAUGGACACAGUAGUAUACCCCGAAGCAAAUGCCGAUCCCUACGAGAAUUGCGACUAGUGGAUACGUGGAGAGCCCUUCACCUGGAAGGCAGGUACUAUACAUUUUACUCUGCGCUACAGCAUACACUCACGCAUUGACUACAUCUUCAUACAGGAGGAGGCCUUACACAUCUGCAGCACACAAACAUAGUUUCAACACCCUGGUCUGACCAUAACUCUGCCACGAUAACACUGGUCUCACCAAUGUUCCGCCCUACACCCACAGCGAGUCAAUUUUUUCUGACCUCGCAACAACAGACCAAGUGACGCAACACAAACCGUAUUUUGCAGAGAGCACAACCGAGGGGAAGCCACACGUUACACUCUGGGAAGCACAUAAGUGUCCUCAGAGGGCAUUUUAUCCGGUUGGCUACACAGAAAAAAAAACCUAGAGGCCUAACUGAGGAGCUCACCGCCACAAUUGCAAAGCUGGAAUCCCUUCACAAACUAAGCCAGCAGGAGAGUAAUUAUAGAGAAUUAAUGCUGGCGGAACUACUAUAACGUAAAUAUCACCAAAACACUCCAAAGCCCUUUUCUACUUGCACGCGAAUAAGGGCAGAUAAUUACUGGCACACAUGCUAAGAGGCCAGAAAAAACAAGCUUAGGUACAUGCAUUACAUACAUCACGAGGCAACUUAACGCAGUUUCCAGAGGAAAUGGCUCGCGAGUUUCGUACAUUCUAUGAAAAACUCUACAAUAUCCGAGUCAUUCGAAUGUUCUUGAUACAACUCCUAGCGAGAAUAGAAGGCAGGGGACUACUUCUGCUUCCCACAAACGCUGAAAAGGCAUUUGACCGAGUGGAUUGGCACUUUAUGGUGACGACGCGCGCCAAAACUGGAAUCUGCAACAGAAUGCUCAAAUGGAUCGCAACUCUCUACACUAACCCGAGCGCACGGAUUAGAGGCAACGAAACACUCACAGACCGUAUCGACAUAUGCAACGGCACCAGGCAAGGCUGCCCACUAUUGCCGCUACUAUUUGCUCUAACUUUGGAGCCAUUUCUGAAUAAAAUUAGGAAAAAAAACAUCCAUCAUGGGAUUUAGGCACAGAACCCAACAAGAACAACAAGAGGACAUAGAAGAAAAAGUAUAUUAGAGACUCAACAAAAGAGACUCUAGACUGAUUUUAAAUAUAAUAUAGGGAAAGUACUAGUAACAUUGAAUGACUAGAGAAACCAGCACUGAAGUACUUAGAGAGAAAAAAAUUAUCCAUAAGUAUAUAGUAUAUAUUGAAUAGAUAUUCCAAAGAUGCCCCAAAAAUGAAACAAUUAAAGAUACUUUAUUAUAAUUCUAAUGAUAAAAAGAAGGGGCAAAAAAUGGAAUAAAAUCAGACCUAAAAAGUUAACAAUACUAUAUAUCACAUGAAUCUACAAGGGGAGAAACCAAAUUUUUCAAUAAGGAUAUAAUAGCUAGUCCCCAGAGAAGAAAAAAAUGGUAGUUAAUCAAAAGAUAAGUAAACAGGGAAUAAUAAGUACAGAGGUAAUAAUUACCCUAAUACUCCAAAAUGAAACACCUUCAGGUAUAUUCUAUGCUGUCCCUCAGCCUAUAUUAUAAUGAGAAAAGGAGGAACCACAGUAAAUGGGUUUAACUUUAUUUUCUUUUCACAAUGGUAGCACUAGGUGUUUGAUUUUUUAUUUAUUUUAAGUUUUGUCUCAGCACUGAUUGAAUCCAAGGGGAGACAGAUAGAGACAGUGUAUUUACUUGCUCCUGUAUAGGGUUAGCAUAGAACACUCUUGAAGGUGUUUGUCUCUAAGAGUUUGCAGGGAAAAUACUCCUUAUUCAUAACCUUCCUUUUUUUAUGCUGCUCGGUUUAUUAUUGAUUUACUGAGGGUCUCUAUAUAUAGGGAUAGCAUAGAACACCCUCAAAGGUGUUUUUAGGAGUUUUCAGGGAUUUUAUUCUCUAUUUACAACUCUCCUUUCCUAUGCUGCAUUGUUCAACAUUUACCCACUGAGGGUUUCUCUAUAGUGAUAGCAUAGAACACUCUUGAAGGUGUUGAUUUUUAGGAGCCUUCAGGGACUAUCAAUUUUUUAUCUACUAUUCUCUUCUAUAUGCUGUUCUGCUCAGUACCCAUUUACUGUGGUUCCUCCUUUUCUCAUUAUAAUAUAGGCUGAGGGACAGCAUAGAAUAUACCUGAAGGUGUUUCAUUUUGGAGUAUUAGGGUAAUUAUUACCUCUGUACUUAUUAUUCCCUGUUUACUUAUCUUUUGAUUAACUACCAUUUUUUUUCUUCUCUGGGGACUAGCUAUUAUAUCCUUAUUGAAAAAUUUGGUUUCUCCCCUUGUAGAUUCAUGUGAUAUAUAGUAUUGUUAACUUUUUAGGUCUGAUUUUAUUCCAUUUUUUUUGCCCCUUCUUUUUAUCAUUAGAAUUAUAAUAAAGUAUCUUUAAUUGUUUCAUUUUUGUGGGCAUCUUUGGAAUAUCUAUUCAAUAUAUACUAUAUACUUAUGGAUAAUUAAUUUUUUUCUCUCUAAGUACUUCAGUGCUGGUUCUCUAGUCAUUCAAUGUUACUAGUACUUUCCCUAUAUUAUAUUUAAAAUCAGUCUAGAGUCUCUUUUGUUGAGUCUCUAAUAUACUUUUUCUUCAAUACUUUAUCCUGGGUACAAGCCCUUUUGGUGGAUCUGUAACCACCAGCCUGACCUUUGGGGGUGCCUCACUCUCACUUUUUCUGUGUGAGUUGUAGACACACCUCCAACAUUUUAUUUACCUUAACAAGAGGACAUAUUUUUAAACCAUUGUCCCUCUAAUUUAAGACUAUCAGGAAGUAUUACUUUACUGAGAGGGUAGUGGAUGCAUGGAAUAGCCUUCCAGCUGAAGUGGUAGAGGUUAACACAGUAAAGGAGUUUAAGCAUGCGUGGGAUAGGCAUAAGGCUAUCCUAACUAUAAGAUAAGACUAGGGACUAAUGAAAGUAUUUACAAAAUUGGGCAGACUAGAUGGGCCGAAUGGUUCUUAUCUGCCGUCACAUUCUAUGUUUCUAUGUAACCCAAGAACACAGUCGCCGCAAAUGUAUACGACAUGCUGUUUUUAAUCGAAAACUAGUUGACGAAUUCUGUGUAUGGUCGAUUUGUCUAGAUUUAAGCUGAAUCUUACUAAAUGUGAGAUAUUGAACGGAAAUAUCCUGAUUACUGACUAUACACGACUCAAACGAUACCCCUUUCACUGGUUCGCAGAUCAAAUGCGUUAUCUUGGGUACCAAUCAAACCAGUGGAGAUCUAUAAUCAAAACUUCCUUUUUCUUCUCAACAAUAUUACAGAGGAUCUUGAAAAAGGGAACUACAACCACAUCUCAUGGCAGGGCCGUAUAGCGGUAUUAAAAAUGAAUGUCUUCUUGAGACUUUUAUACCUUUUUUAGCACUAUACCUUGGAAUCUACCGCACUGGAAUCUAACACAACGAGCGACCGUGCUCAGAUAUGUUUGGAAAGGGGAGAAAGCGAGAGUAAGCCAUGAUAAACUCUGCCGUCCACAAACAAGGGGAGGCCUUGCAUUACCAGACUUUCAAAAAUAUUACCAUGCAAUGGUUUUCCAGAGAAUCAGGGAAUGGCAUGUGGCACCAUCCCAUAAAUGGGCCACACCAGAUGGGUCCAGGAUCUCAUGCUCUCAUAUGGUAAAACGCAUCUGAGGUUAUAACCAAUAUGGGCAGCGACUCCCCCAUUGGAUGUACACUGAAGAUCUGGACCGCAUAUGGAAAGAAGCCUAUCCCCAAAACCGAGCCCCCUGAUCCCACUGACGAAUAACACCGAACUAGGAGGAGGAAUCCCAUCAUCUCUAUGGCCUUUGGUGGCUCAGGAUGGGUAUAUCCCCUUACGAACAGUGCUCAGGUUUGAAGGGCUUGCGAGAAUUACCUUUGCUUGGAAACCGUGAAUGCGGAGUGCAGAAUAUCCACACUCUACCAGAGACUGAUAGGAGACCGGAUGCAAAAUUAUGCAUUAAAGAGGAAUUGGGAGGAACUGACGACCCAGAUCUUCACCAAUGAUCAAUGGGGAAAAAAUACUCCCACUUCAACACAAGAGCUCGGUGAGCUCCAGAUACCAGGAGAUCCACUUUAAACUACAACCCUGCAGCGUUGUUAAUUGCCUUAUCCAGUAGGUGUCAUGUCAGGUCCAUUAUCAGGUCCUGGACUGACCAACUCUUUUAUGGUGGGUUUGUUGCUGCUGGAUAACUCCCACUGCGAUGGUGACCAGCGCCUGUUUUGGAAGCAUGCAGUGGUUUGCUUUUCAGUCUAGUAGCCAUGGCGCCUUGGUGUUAUGUGAUGCUUAUUUCUCCCAAAUGUUCUUCUAGUACUGUUCCUUCUCUGCUCUGUAUGGAACUUAGGUGGAAAUGUUGCGGUUACCCUGCAGCUGUGCCCCCGGGGGAGGAUGUGGGGGUGGCAUAAUUCUAAUGAGAUCCAUGCUUGGUCCCUUUUUGACAGUGUCAUGAAAGGUAAGGGGCAUAGUCAUUAUCACAUAAAGCCAGGGUGAAUAGUGUUUUCACAACUAUGGUGUCAGGAAUACAUGUUUGUAUUCCUGACACUAUAGUGUUCCUUUAAGCAAAUUAAAGGAACAUUCUGGUCAACUUCAUCUAAAUGAAAAUGCUAUGAUGCCAGGAAGCCCCAGAGUGCUCUUUCCUUUAAGGGGUUAAACCGAUCUCAAAUGGUUUAACCCCAAAGGCUUCCUCCAACUCCAGAUCUCCAGGUCGCUCAGUGGUAUUCGGCUUCUGAAACGGAGUGUCAGGAACUGCAGAUUGAUGUCAGGCAUGAGUGAUGCAGAUUGGCUAGAGUGGUCAGUUGACACUCUAAGCUAAUCGCUAGUUCCUGUUACAUAAAUUUUUUAAAAACUUUUUUAUAAAUGAGGAGCUACUGAUUGGCUUAGAGUGCCAGCUGACCACUUUAGCCAAUCAGCGACACCCCUACCCAGCAGCACUCUGUACUUCCUGACACUCAGUAAAUAAAAGUGAACACAUAAACACUUAUAUUUUUAUUUACCUGGGGAGAUGAGAAGGUCCAAAAUUUCCCUGCCAGGCCCAGGUAUCAAAACGUUAUAAUGUGGUGUCCAGAAUAAAGUGGGGGGGUUCACUUCACUUGUCUUUCCUGCUCCAAUCUCCUUUUCUUUGCCUUCAUUUGACAGUCUUCUUUUUCUUCUUACACUGUCUUCUCUCCUCCUUGGCUUCUUCUGUUCCUUUACCUUUCUGCUUAUUUUGUGCCCUUCUGCUCCUUUCUCUUUCUGAUCCCUUGCUGCCCCUUCCUGCUCAUUUCUGUUUCUUCUCUUACUUUACCUUCCUGCUCCUUGCUGACCCUUCCUGUAGGCUGUCUCCCACAUCCCUCACUUACCUGAUCUAUAGGCUGCCUCUCCCCCAACCCUCGCUUACCUGAUCUGUAGGUGUAUCCCCCAUCUCUCACUUACCUGAUCUAUAGGCUGUCUCCCCCCCCCAUUCUUCACUUACCUGAUCUAUAGGCUGUCUCUUCCCCCCCCCAUGCCUCACGUCCCUGAUCUAUAGGCUGCCCCUCCCCCCCAUGCCCCAUGUCCCUGAUCUAGUUGCUAAUCGAGUUGCUGGCUGCACUCUGUGCUGCUCCCCUGCGGAUUCAGUCAGGAGAGAGAAGCAGGGACAAGAUAUAGCUUCCUAUCCCUGUCUCUCCAUACACAGCGCCACCUACUGGCCGGUGCUGGUACUGCAUUGUAUUUUCAAUCUCACACGAAAAAUAGCAGAAUAAGUUGAAAAAUCCAGGGGAGGAGAGGGGAGAGGGGGUAGGGCGGGGGGCUUCUCCCUCCCCUGGGGACGCCCGUGUACCUGGGAUGGUUCUUUGGGAAGCAGGGCAUUUAUUCUUUUAGCAACUGCUUCUUUGGUGUAUCUGCUCAGUCUGGUUGCCAGUGCAGUCAGCGUUUGCUUAGCUGUUUCCAGUGCCUCUGGUAUUGGCAUACCCUCAGUAGGCAUGACCUAACUUUGAUCUUUCCAUCUUGUUGAGCUUGUUGGUCUGUGUUUAUUGGGAUUGUGAACAGUGCCUCAAUAACAUAAUCUUGCAUAUACUGAAUGGGGGCAGUUUUCCAGUGAUCUUUGGUAGUCUUGCCCAGUGGUCAAGGACUACUUGCUUUUCUAUGAUCAUCUUUCUUAUAUCUGUGACUGUACCAUCUUGGGGCAAAGAUUCAGAUUGACAACACUCUGUAAAUAUGGGUGUGGGUAUUUCUUCCACCUCAUGGCACAUGCAUGGCGUGGCUUGUUUUCAGUAGGCCACUUGUCAUCAGAUUUCCCUGUAUCUCUAGCAUCUGAAGUGGAGCUUGUUAAUCCAGGCGACUCAUAUUAUUGAGAUGGGCAGGGUAUAUAUCGUUGGGUUUAUGAACAGCUUACUGUUUUUGUCAAAUUGUUAACCACAUAAUAGACUAACAACAUUUUGUUCUUAAUUUAUUACUAUUCUGGUACAUUUCAUAGUCUGUAUGACUGACUGGACUUUAUGUAAAUGCUUAUUUUCUUGGACUGUGUGUGCAGAAUUAGGAUGUAAGCAGUAUUUUGUUUCUGGGAACCUUCCUCUAAUUGUGCAUUCAUCUUUCCAGUGUUGUUGGAUUUGACAGCUUCCCUUCUCCUGCCACAACUAGAAAUCGAAAUAAAAAUAGCAGCAAUGCAUCACCAGCAAUGACUUUACGUAGCAAAUUGAAAGCAAGAGUUGGCACAAUGGUAUGUUGCAAAUUUCAUUCCAUCUGCUCACCUACAUUAUAUUAUUUUAAAAAAAUUCAUAACAGUAAAUUAAGACAAAACAUUAACACGACGUAAAUAUUCCUUGAAAUGUUGCUCAUUGUUUGAAUGAAAUGUCACCAUCUUGUAAUAACAUGUCUCUUGUUCAGGCAUCAGGUGGUUCAACUAGGAAAAGUUUGUCAAGAAUCAAACGAACACAUAAUAAAGACAAAAUCUAUCCUAAUGUAGAUGACUUGGACACAAUUACUCCAAAGACCCUUUUGAAAAAAAUUAUUCAAAAUGGUAAGGUGUGUCUGUAUGUGUAUAUGUACAUAAAUUAGAAUUUGUAUUCUAACUCGUAUGUGUCAAUCAUUUUUCAGUUAGUAACUAAUAACACUGUGGUUAGUUUUAUUAUAUCUUUUUAGAAUUUAGCUAUAUACUCGGAGUGCAACUUUCAGAUGAGAACCAAUGUAAUGCUGAUGAGACUCGCCAGGUUAAAAAUGCAGUCCAUGGCUGGUUUCUGGUCACUGGUCCUUUACAAUCAGAACCCAUACUAUGAUUAAAAAGCAAAACAAAAAACUGUGUUUAAAACAACAUCCCUUGAAGGGUAUCUGCAGAAAUGCAGUAUGAAGUCUGAGACACAAUGCCUUUCUGUGCUCAUUGCAUGUCAAGCUGGAAACUCUGGAAUAGUUGUGAAAACAUGAUAGACACACACAAUUUAGACUUUGGAAAAUCUUGCAAACUUUUUGAACUUCUAGUCAAACAAACGUUUACAUUGUAAUGACACUUUGAGUAUUUUUUUUUUGUUUGCGACACCGUAUGUGACACAUCUCUCCCCAUUGAGAUCAAAGAAUGUGGGUUAAACUUGCACGGACUCCUCAACAUAUGAGCAUUUAUGGAAGGCCAAAGGCAUACACCGUGUAUAACGUAGUUUGAAACCUCCUUGACGUGAGUCACUCAAUAUUGCCUGGUAGGGGGGCAGUUUUUGGGUGGUGGGAAGAGCCCCAGUGAGUUUGACAGAAAACUCAUUGUGAAUAAAGCAUAUCUUUAUUAAUAUAGACACAACUGUUGUUAUACAUAUAUUUUUUUAACUGUUUUGUUUCUCUUCUUCCUUUGUUUUCUCUUUUCAUUUUUUUUCUUAGAGCCAGAAGUAUCCAUGAUAGUCUCUCAGAAGUCUGAUAAUAUCUCAAGCCAUAAUGAACAAGAUCUCCCUUUAGAUAACUCAAUUCAUAGGUGAGUAACUUUUGAAAUACGUAUCCUGCAUUUUAUUAAUGGAGCACUGUCACCUACAAGUUGAAGCUGUGAUUUUGUAUAUCUUGUUUUUGAUAUACUUUUUGCUUUAAUCUUUUUUUCCCCCACUGACUUAUUCUGCCUUUGCAGUGCCUUGUAAAGUUAAGAAGGUUGCCCAGGGCUUUAGGGAUGAUGCUAUCAAGAGUCUUAUCCAUACAUUAUCAGCUCUAGAAAUAUUCAUGUUCUAAUGUUGUGGUUGUCUCCAAAAAUGUUUUCAAUUUCCUGUAGAUAUUAAAUUAGGAGAACAAUCCCUUGCCAACUUGCCUUAAUUUUUUUUCUUCAAGACCGUGAUUGCUGUAGUAAGCGUUGAUCAUCUAUUUUGAACAAAUAUGUAUUCCACUCUGUUAAAUUAAUUCAUGUCAUGGGAAUGGGAUGUCUGCUCCCUGGCUUGAGAUUCAGGUCCUGUCCCAUUACCUCCCCUUUUAAAACCCAGGAACCCCUGCAGGAAUGCCUGUACCCAAAUAUUAUUUUCUUGGGAGGCAUGUUUUGAGUAAGAUCACUUUUUUCAACUUGUCAGCUCUUUUCCUAUUCCCCAUAAAUAUCAGUUAAUGUUGACGGCAGAUCGAAACCAAAUACACUAUAUUGCACAUUUUGCAGGAUAUAUGUACUCGGCAAUGUCUAGACAAGCUUGAGGCAGAUACUGAAAAAAAAUUACAUUUUGAAUUGGGUUUUACAGCACAGUGUGUUAACUUUAGACUUUAUUCUAUCCUUAAUCAUACACAUGAAACUGUUUCAGGCAAGUAAGAGAUUAAAUACACUGCAAUACGGGAACUUUUAAAAUGUAGGCUAAUUUUUCCAGUGGUGUGUAGGAAGGCUGCGAGAGUGUCAUCUGGGGAGGUGUGACUGGGGCUACAUAAACAAAGUAAUUUAACUCCUAAAUGUCAAAAUGUUAAGCAGUGAGACUGCAGGGGCAUGAUCUAUACACCAAAACCACUCAAUCCAAAGGAGCUCUGAUUUUUCUCUCUAGUGAAGCUUUGUAACACAAAUUUUAAUAUCAAGGAAACUGUUUUUUUUUUCUCUUCUUCUUUUAUAUUUUUAAUGAGGUAUAUGCAAAAAAAUUCAAAUAGCUUAACUCACCCCAACCUUUAGUGUAUGACCAUAUCAAUCAGAUAUAUAUAUAUAUAUAUAUGCCGCAUGGGUCAAACAGUGUUUGAAAGUCGAUAUUCAGUGUCCUAUAAUCUUUCCUGCUUCUGUGCCAGUUGUCCUUUAAGAUGGAACACACUUUAGGCAGGACUUUUCUAGAGAAGGACAUAACUGAAAUGUAUUCUUUCCUUUUUUUAUGGUAUAUAUCGAUUUUAUAUGUUAAAUGUAUAAUGUUCCAAAUAGAACACUUUAGAUUUUGAAGCUCAUCAAAUGUUUUCAAUCAGUCUUCAGCUAAAAUAUCUUCUCUACACUGAAUUCCAUUCUGUAACAAACCCAUUUAAACUCAAAGCUACUGGAAAAAAUAACUUUGACAUCAGACAUACUACCUUUCUGAUGACUGUUGCUGCUGCCAGAAGGGCUUUGUUCUUUCACAUGAUGGUGAGAGUCCACAAGUCAUAAACAUGGGAUGUAGGUCCAGCCCACAGGAGAAUGCAGAAAAAAAAUUAAAGGAGAACUUCCAAUCUCAACACUCUUGUACUGUAAUGAUCAUUUUAUAAAGUUUUUGAAAAGAAAUUGUUCCUUUGUUAAAUUAAGUAUAUGUAAAAAAUGAAAGACAAAAAUAAAAAAACUCAUUCCUAUCUUUGGUAUAAUACUGGAUCAUUCAGCCAUAUGCAUACACCUUGGGUCAGACCAUGUUUGAAUUUGUCAAACAGUCUGUCACUGUUACGCUUACUUGAUUUAAAACCUAAUAUUACUUUUCAAAACUUGAUAAAAGGAUGAUUAUAUUAAAAACAGUCUUGAGGUGACUGUUGGCCUUUAAAGCGGUACUCCUCCCUCUAUAGCUGCUCCUGUCGUCAUCAAUUCUGUUUUGCCUCCUCAUUAAAGCUUUAAACUGCUGAACACAACCAAUGAAAAUCUUCAAAAUGUAAUGGCGUGAUGAAAAAUAUAGUGGUGUGUGAUGAAAUAAUUAUAUAACCAUCACCUGUGGAAUAAUCAAACAAUUCCACAAAGUACAACAAAACAAGGUAAAAAGGGUAAACCUACAUAAACCAUGCAGAUAUACCCUCCUUCUGAUGGUAUGGGGAGGCUGCAAGACCAGAAAUAAAUAAUUUAUUGUGCAGGUUAUCUGUACAAGUUGAUCAACAUAGGCUUGUAUAACAAAUGUGUACACACCCAUUUUCUUGAGCCUCUAUAUACCCCCUUAAGUUUAUGCGUUAAAGACAGAGGCAAUUGUACAAGUUCUAACCAAAACAAAACCUAGAAUUUUGAGCUACACGUUUGUGCAACCAUAAUUUGUCUUUCGUAUUAAGUGCACCCACACUUAUUUUAUAUACAAUUUUGUUCAGGAGAAAUGGGACGUUUAUUUCACAUCAAAUAUUUAUAUAUUUUAAAUAAUUGUAUGAAUAAAAGCUUAAAAAGUUUAAAAAAUAAAGAAUUGUUAUGUUCAUGUCAUUUUAACUGUGAAUGUCAGAACACUGUUGGCUUUUUCUGCAAUAAAAAUACACAUCUUUUAUGCUGUGAUGUCCCCCGAUGAAACAGUGCCCCCUGUGUACAGGAAUAAUGCGUCAUUCCUAGUGGUAAAAAAAUAUGCAUUCUCCUUAAAGAGAGCCUGUCAACUCUACUAAUUCUACUGUCUCUUCGCUUUAUUCUUAAAGGGACACUCCAGGCAGCUAAAGAAAGUGUAGCUUAAAUUAAAGCUAAUAGGCUCAAAUACCUGUGGUUAGUUUAUUUUCUUUCAAGUCUGUGUAGUUUUCCUGUAAUGUUGUAAAAUGUCUUGCUGCUUUCAGCAGUGUAACCCAGCCUCCUUAGCCACCCCUCUCAAGUUUCACCAUGUUCCUGAUUCCCAGUCUCUGAAAGAAGCAAACCUUUGUGAGCCACCCUCCCUUCCCACUGUUCACUCCUUCCCUGAGUGAUGCAAAUUUCAUUGCCUUCUUGAUUUACCUUACCGAUCUUUUUGUUUUUUUAGUAAUUGACUUUUUUUUUGUAGUUGCUACGAUGGAAAUUCCUUUGAAUGUAGAUGGAAAUUGCAUUUAGUAAAUCGUUGCAAUUUCAAUUUAAAUGUGGAGGCAAACAACAAUAUGAAUACACCUUUCUGUUGUAUUGUCAUUGCAAUUAGGUUACUUUAUGUGUUAAGUGCAUUACUACUUCUUAUACUGUAUUUUAUGUUUGCUUAAUGCUGUAACAACCUUUUUUGUUAAUACAAAUGUUUUUUUUUAAUACUAGGUAAAAAUCUAAUUUAUAUAGGUACAACAUCAGUCUUUCCUUUUAUACACACAGACUCGCGAACACAAUUCUCUCCCAUAGUAUAAGGAAACUCCUAAAAAAACAUAAUGAUAUAUAGCAGACAAAAGGGGUCUCUGCAACAAUGGGACAACAACCUUCUGGAAAAACAAGGGGAGGGGGAACCCCAGCAAACAAAUACAUUACACACCCUAUACCCAUAAUAGGCACAGGAAGACUAAAACAUAGUAGUAAUCUGGAAAACUCCAUGAAGUGUGUCUUCAGCCCCCCCGUGAUGGUGACUACCGUCACACUUAUUCAUAUAUAUCUCCCCCCUAGAGCACUUUAUACAUUUUGGGCAUUUCUUUUACAAGUCUCGCUAACAGGAAUGUAAGUUAUGUGAUUACUUUAUUUAUAUAUAUAUAUAUAUACUAAAAUCUUUCAAUAAACUCUUCAUUUUGCCAUAUGACUAAAUGGCAAUUGUGCGUUUGGUUUUGUUUACUCUAAAUCCUAUAUUUUUCUGUUCUAUGGUAAAGUUAUUUCAACAUUUUUCAGCAUGAAAAACCUAGAUCUGAAUUUAUCAGAGCUGGAUGAACAUAACUGUCCAACAGUAUUUGGAAAUGCCCAUAAGAAAAAAAGAGUGAGCAUCACACACUUUGAGAGAGGUGUAGAAGAAAGGCUACCUCAAGUUCAAGGUACAGUUUCUUUUUUUCAUUCAUUUGAAUUAAAUGCUUUUGCCUGUGGUUAACAGUAGUAAAAUGCUGCAUAUCCAACGGUAUUAAUCCUGUGCUGCAAGACUGUUGUAAUCAAGUUUUGAAUUGCUUUCAGUUGUUUCCCAUACUCCCGCUGCAUUCCCACAAACAUUGUUCCUUAGAAUGGUGGAAGAUAUGCUAUAUUCAGACUGUUAUAGACUAGAAAGCCUAGUAAAGGUCAGUGUUUCGCCUUUAUUAGGGAUAGUGCUUCGUCAGGGACCACUAUAGUAAUAGAAUCGCGUGGAAUUGUGUUAAACACUUGGUUCAACAAGUGUGUAGGGUCGGUAGCUGUAGGGGACCUUGUCGUCAAACUCUGCUCAGUCUGAUAGGUAGGACUCUUGUCUAUCUGUAUCGGGUGUAUACAGCACUCCUGGCUCUUCCUACAGCAAUAAAUCUCAUGCUGCAGAUAGCAUGUAAAAGUGUUUAGGUACACUCUUUCAAACUCAACCACUUUCCUUUCAGACUGCUCUGGGAUGUAUGCCAGUAAGGCAAGCAGGUAAUAAACUGUGUAGCAAAUGUGUCUAAACUAGCAUAUUACUGAUCACGGGUACAUGCCAAUCCUUAUUGGUUAGUGUUCAAUCUAGGAUCUUUUGCUGUUAUAAAAAGAUACAUAAAUAUUCAGUGUAUAUUCUAUAGGCAUUACUCAAAAAGAUUCACUUUAACUCGUUUAUCAGACUUUGUAAGAAAAAAAUUAAGACCUCUUUAAAGGAGUACUAUAGGGUCAGGAACACAAAAAUGUAUUCCUGACCCUAUAGUGUUAAAACCACCAUCUAGCUACCCUCGUCCCCUCAUGCCUCCCUAAACAUAGUAAAAUCUUACUUGUAUUCAAGUCUGGAUCUGCUUACUUUGUUUCCUCUUGACCUGCCCACUGCCUGCUGACCUCAUCAGAAGUGGUAGCCUGAUCCAAUCACAGUGCUUCUCCAUAGGAUUGGCUGAGACUGACAAAUAGGCAGAUGAGGGGCAGAGCCAACACAAUUCAAACACAGCCCUGGCCAAUCAGCAUCUCCUCAUAGAGAUGAAUUGAAUCAAUGAAUCUCUGUGAGGAAAGUUCAGUGUCUGCAUGCAGAGGUUGGAGACACUGAAUGUUUGGAUGCAUUUUAGGCAGCCAUGACUCAGGAAGGAUCUCUAACAGCUAUCUGAGGAGUGGCCAGUGAAGUUAUCAGUAGGCUGUAAUGUAAACACUGCGUUUUCUCUGAAACAAGCAGUGUUUACAGCAAAAAGCCUGAAGGUAAUGAUUCUACUCAACAGAACAAAUGCAAUAAGCUGUAGUUGUUCUGGUGACUAUAGCGUCCCUUUGAUCACUUCUUUGCCAUGGGCUUCUAUGUAAUUUAAAAAUCUUUUGUUUGUCCUGCAAGCUCUUUGCAGCAGAGGCCACCAUGAACUGACAGACACAACUUGUCCACAAUAACAUCUCCAAAGAUUUAAUUCACAUCACAGGUUAUAUUGUGUACUGUAACAAGGCAUGCUUUUAUUCUUUUCCAAUCUGAUGGUUACACCUGGUCUUGAUGUAUAUAAAUGAUAGUAAACGGUGGGUCAGGAGUAUGGAUUUUCCUGCCGCUACUGGGCAUAUCGGCAGUAUGGAGGGUGUUUAAUUAGGACUUUACUGCUCUUACUAUGCAAAUAGCAGUAAGGUAGUGGUAUUUAGGAAAGAAGGUAUAAAGUCCAAACUUGUAAACAACCAAAAAGCUUACUAUGCUAAAACUUUGAAACUUAUCUGGGUCUUUAUUCACAAACAUAUUAAAUAUCAAAAAGCAUAAAGAAAAUCAAAUUUCAUCACUUUUGAAAAAAAAUUUUUUUUUAAAUUUUACAAUUUAUUUUUGUCGUGUAUAGUGAUACAAACUGGCUUGCAAAGCCACAACAGCUAGUGCAAACUUUCAUAAAACAUAGCAGCACAUUAACAUGGCAUUUCGGCAAUACACAGUGCACAUUUUAAAAUAGUAAAGUAUCCAUCAGACUUUUCGUCCCUUUCUACCAUUAUAUUAUCACUUCUUUUAUGGGGGGGAGGGUAGAGGCUGAUGGUCACGUUUGUGUUCUCCUAGGAGUACGCUAUUAUACCUCCUCUCUCCUUAUCUGCUUAUGUGGUGAGACUAUUUUCCCGAGUUCGGGAAACUGCUUUGACACCGUAAAGCCAAAGGGAGAAUGUGGUCAAUUACAAAAUAAAGAACACUUCAUAUAACAUAGCUAAACUAAUACAAAACUGAACUAGUCCCAGCCCUAGGACUGCAACGGGUUUCCCUAGGCCAGUCAAGUCACUGAGUCCUGGUUUUAUCCGCCGCCUGCACGGUUAAGGCCCAUGGAGCGGUCCACCGAUAUGGUAUAUUCGCUUCUUAUAGCCUCCAGGUUAUAGGCCGCAUGGUUGUGCGCCAUUGCAGGGUAGAUUGGGUAAGAUCCUGUUAAAAAGUCAAUUGGUGCGACUCAAAUGACAAAGGUGUUUUGCCUCUUAGGGCUUGCAUGAAUUGUUGCUUGUCGGCAAAGGAUUGGAAUCUCACAAUAAUUUCCCUGGGGGUGGCCUUGUGCGCUCUUGGCGACUUCGUGAUCCGGUACACCCCAUCCAGGACUACUGACCUCACCUGUUUGGCAAGUAGUGCUGUGGCUAGCAGUCGUCGGAUCAUGUGUGGAUACUCUUCUGCAUUCACCUCGUCAGAGACCCCUCUGAAUUUAAGGUUCUUUCUGCCACCUUGUGGUUGGUGGUGGCCUGCAGUGCUUGUACAGUCACCUCCAAUGUGGCGAGGCCCUGCUUGAGGCCCGUCACCUCCUCUUCUGUGGUCUCCGUGAUGGCAUGCACCUCUUCCUUUACUAGCGCUAUGUCUGCAUCAAACAGCGUGCAUAUUCGUUUGUAUAGGUCUGCCAUGUCUUGUUUCGUGGAGGGUGUUGAGUUUGGUGCUGCUGCGGGUAUUUUUGAGCCUGAUGGGCUUGGUAGACCUUGCUCGAGGUGGACUGGCCUCUCCGUCUGACAGGUCCGUCGAGGCCUCUCUGUCCACCUGCUUCAGGAUCGGAGUGCCUGUUGGUAAUUGCCGAUGUCUCUCGUCCCGGGGGUUGUUACGGCCAGAGUCUUUGGUUUUGUAUGUCCUAUCUCCGGUAAAGUAUUUACCGUGACAGGUGUGGGCGGGAAGGGAGAACAGUCGUCUAGGAACUCCACGUGUCUCGCAGAAAACCACAGGUUGCUGAGUCUGUGCAUCCGCCAUUUCUUGUGGGUCGAUUUUAACUUGCGAUCCGCAGAAGAAAGGCAUGUAUGUGCUCCAUGGGUUGUCAUCCAGUCUCAGGUAGCACUGCUGGGGGCCGAUGUAGCUUAGUUUGGUCGAUUAUUGUGAGAUUCAGAAUGUAGGACCCGGAGCAGUAUGAAAUGUCAUCUACUCAAUUUGGCUGCUUGGCUCCGCUCCCUUGAAAUUGUUUUUGAUGGAUCUGGUGUGAAUACCAUCCUAUGAUUUAUUUUGUAUACCUGUGUAUCUGAAAGCAAAAGUGGUAAAACCUAUUUUCACACCAGGACUCAUGUAAUCUAUACACCCAAUUACUGGGAAUCUAGGCUUCCGUGAUCCAGAUUUCCUUUUUUUUACUUUAAGAUAAUACUAUAUUUUUCAACUUUUUGCUCAUUGCAUACACUAAAAAUUUGAGAGAGAAAUAAUGGUCAAAAUCUUUUGAGUAACAAGUAUUGAACAGAAAUACCUACAAGGUGUAAAUACAAUUUUUAGAGCAAAAAUAUACAUGAGUUCUGUGCAUACUGUUAUUAUUGCUACAAGGUGUAAAUAAGGCUGUGAGACUUUAUCGGUAUGUUUUUCACGAAAGAAGUAAUGCGGAUCUUUUACCUUCUGGGUUCUUUGCAAAAUUUACCAAAACCCCCAAAAGUGACUGCUACAGUGGGUGCAGGCAAGGUGAGUUGUACCCUUUUGACCACUGCCAAAGUUAACCUGCUGGUCGUCUUCAGUCUCUCACGAGCCAUCUGUCAGAAGCCCACACAUGAGAGUACAACACUGUCUGUGGAAAUCCUGUGACACUUGAUGCUGAACUAGAAGCAUAUCUGACUUAGAGAUUGUUUGCAGUUUGGCUGUUUUUACCUUCACAUUUGAAAUCCACUUUAAACUCUCACUAUAUUAAAUAACUCUGUCAGCGUUGGAGCAGACUUCACCUCUAUACGCAUUUCCUGAUAAAAAUCUAUGCGUAAGCCUAUGCAUCCAAGAAAACCUGCCCACCUGUAAGAGUGGGCCAUCACUUUUUCAUUCUGGUAAACACUAGAAUAUAUGCCAGUACCUUCACUGUACAUAGUUGAGAAUCUCUUUACACCAUUAGGAAAAAGGAUAGCCACUUGUAAGGCCACAUGUUGGCAAGGGAAAGAGCAGUUGUCUGCUGAUUAGUUUUAGAGGGUGUCCAUACAUCUCUAUCCUAUUUUGUUUCCCGUGGCUUCUGAUCCUAAUAUUUGUCCUGUGGUCACAUAUCCAAGCAAUCUAAAAAUAUUAUGUCCAUAUAGCCUACUAUACCGCUCUGCUUCAGUUUAGCAAAGCUAACUCUGAGAGCCAUUUCCUGUUUAAUGCUGAGCUAUCCUUUAUGAAUUGGCUUAAUUCCUUUUUUGUGGACAGGGGGUUCAAAAUCUUUGAUAGCGUAUUUAGUUGUGUGCAAAUCCACUUUGCCAUAUGAAAGCAAUGCAAUAAUGUAAAGCAAGUUAUAUCUAUCUGGCUUAUGUUUCCAUAGAAAUCCAGUCAAUGUAACACCUAACAAAACAAAAAAAGAGGUGGAAAGAAUAGACACCCUUCCUAAAACAAGACAAUAGAGUGCUAAUAGUAGAAAUACUUCAUAUUCAAUAAAGAUACAUGACACAACAGUGGGAACGCACAAAUCCAAAUGUGCAAAAACAGGAGCCGACUAAUCCAUUCCAUGCUUAAUGUGGUACUUACGCUUAGAAUAUGAGUAACUGCCUGUCAACUCACUCUUUCAUAACAGUUCUAAGUAACCUGUCUGUUCCCUUCUGCCGCCAACCCUUUUCCGUUGGCAUGUUGGUUUUCUUCUUUUUUUUACCUUUUUUUUUUUUUUUAGGACUAUCCCGAUUUUUGUCAAUACGAAAGCUAAUUUAUGAAUUCACUAUAAUUUUUUCCUGAUUGUGUAUGACUAAUCUGUAAUUACAUCGAUAUUGGUAUCAUCUUUAUCUUGUCUACUGAUAUGUAACUUUUUUUCCUUCCUUUUAUAAAAUGUAAUAAAGAUUUAUAAACUAAAAUGAGUAACUGCCACGUUAUACACAAAAUGGUGAUGGGACUAUUUUUCAGAACCGUUAGCCAAGUUUUCCCUUUAUGCCCUUUUCUAGAGUCCUACACAUAAGCAAGGUUAUUCACCAAACUCCUGAUUUUAGCAAAUAACAAUCUGAAUGCAAUAUCUAGGAUAAAGUAGCAAGCUGUUACUAUAAAAGAGUUGGGAAAUAUUUCCAGGACCGGUAUCUUGGCCUCAAUUUUCCCAUUGAGAUUUCAAUUUGCUACAAUUUGGAGUAAAAUGAAUAACUUCUGGGACAUUGUUACUUAUUUUGCUUCCCCACUGCAAGGAUUUGUCUGUUCUCAUUCUGGCUUGUUAUUAUAGACGUCUGACCCAGUUCUUCAUGAAUAAAAGAUAUCACUGUUAAGUUAUACACCUUGAAACUGCAUUUCUUUUGAUAUUGAUGCUUCUUUCACUGAAUAGAAAAGCCAUACAGAUCUUAUGCGACAACAUGCUAUAAACAAUGUGAGACGUACGUUUUAAAUAACAUGUUUGAUCUGCAGAGUUAAGUAAACCUUCAUCUAAAACCUUAAAAAAACAAGAUCUAACCGUAUCUGCCACCUGAAUAAUCAAUUGAAAAAAGGACUAUGAGAAUAGGAAAAACUGCACUUUUGCCAAGAAUACUAAAACUUAUUUAAAAGCAUAUGUUUAUAAUUAUAUAUGUAAGGUUGCAAAACCGAGCCAUCACUGUACAAUGAUUAACAUUAAAAAAAUUUUUUUCAGAGAACAGCCUAUCGAAGACAGCAGAACAAAUUGAAAAUCUGGCGGCCAUGGCAAAUCAGUCUGUGGUACCAAGGUGACUAAUCUUAGAGAGCUAGGUAUCUAGCCAAAUUACAUGUUGCAUAAACAAAGACAAAUGCGUUUUAUUAUCCUUUCAUUCAUGAAAUAUCAAACCUUUUCAAAUCUCAAAAUAUGUAUAUAGGCUGCAUACCUUUCUUCUUACUUUUAUUUAUAUAUAUUAUAAUUUGUAUUUUUUGUUAAAGUGUGUAUAUACACACACACACACACACACACACACACACACACUCACACACACAAAAUCAAUCAAUGGUGAUUGAGGCAUACAUCAAGUGUAUAAUUUUGCUUCAGUGGUAUAGGACAUAUACUAUUCGUCGAUACAGAAAUAAAAAUGAUGUGGACAGUCUCGGGAUCUGUUUCUUUACCAGUAUUUAAUAUAAUUCUAUUAAGAUUAUACCGCGCCUUUUUUCAUAUUUUUUUUUUUUUUUUUUUCUAUUUCUGUAGGAUUUUUUUUCUAUAAUAAGAUACUAAUCUUAUAUUGAUUUCCUUUAUUGAGACAAAGGGUUAUAUAACAACUUUUAACAUAUAUAUAUUUAUAUGUAUAUGUAUGUAUAUGUAUAUAUAUAUGUGUUAACAGUUGUUUUAUUAGGGUUACUCUCUGUCUAUGAGGGUUUAUCCCUUACAUGUUUUUUUUUUUUUUUCCUUGUGUUCUUUUUGUCAAAGCCUAUUUCAUCUUAGGGGUUACCCCCCUUACCAUUAGAGUAACCUGACACCCUCUCCCUAGAAGGUUUUCCUUGUAUCAUUAAGAAUAAUAUCAAAGAUGUUCUAUAUCUUAUCAGAAGGCUUGCUUAACAAUAAAUCAUGUGUAUGUGUACUAUUGAGUAACUUAUGAAGCUCUCAACAAUUCCACUCCUCAUUACAUCUCUUUGACAAAUUAUUCUUGAUCCAUUUUCUCUGCUGGUGACCUUCCCUCGUCCUCUAUUUGUUCCAACGUUGCUAAUUCUUAUCUUCAGGACUUCUCAAGGGCCACAUCAUUUUUAUGGCAUGCUCUCAAUUGUCUAACAUUUCUCUCAAGAGCUUUAAAGAACUAGUCUAAGCACCAGGACUUGAAGUGGUCUUGAUGCCUGGAGUCUAAAUGUUCAGUGUUCUAUGAAGUGCUGCACAUACAGAGUUUAGCCCAUUUUCUACCAGAGCUGUUACUUAAUCUCCUGCAAAGUCAUUGAGGCAUUGUUAGUUCCAUCAUUAGACCAUGAGUUCCAUGUUCGCUAAUGUCAGCUCUGUGCAUAUUUGAUGACUCACGUCUGCAUGUUGGCAACCGAUAUCCAGAGACGACAUAGCCCCUCUCCAUGCCACCUAUAUCCUCUUCUUAGUCUGUCCUUCCUAUAGGCAGGCUAUAUUAUUAGCCUGGCAUUAAUAAAGAUUGCACAUUUUUAUAUAGGGGUUACAAGUGGGGAACAGUAUCCUAAUAAUGAAUGUCAGUAGGUAGUUAAACAAGAUUGUGUGGUGGUCAAGCUAUACUAACUGACACAGUCAUCACUAGUACUGAGUGUUUUAAUACGCAGGAAUGUGAAUGUCUACAGUUCAUAAACUUUUUGUAAAACAUAGAAACAUAGAAUGUGACGGCAGAUAAGAACCAUUCGGCCCAUCUAGUCUGCCCAAUUUUCUAAAUACUUUCAUUACUCCCUAGUCUUAUCUUAUAGUUAGGAUAGCCUUAUGCUUAUCCCACGCAUGCUUAAACUCCUUUACUGUGUUAAAACCUAUCCAUUCAGGCAAAGGUAACCAGCCUUCAUUGCCUCUGCAGUAUUGUCGAUUUAUUUCUAAAGUACAUUUAAAACCAAUGCUUGCUAAUACAGAGCAUGACACGUUGUUAUAAAAGAAAAUCAGGGUUAAGUCACGCUAUGCACAUGUCUAGGGUGUUGGAUUACUAGCAAAUCAUUAAUCUGUAGAUAUCGGAUAGUCAUAUUGAAGACUGGCUACAAGCUAUGCCGUGAUUGAGGGUGUGUGACUGGUGUGAGUUGUAAGCCAUCAUUUGAGUAGUAAGAGAUUACCACGAGGAUGCCUAACAAUUAAACACUUAAACACAUAAAAACGAUUGAACAGUUAGGAACAUUAACGCUUUGAAGGUUGUUGUAAAGUUCUCUCCCGCUGUGAAUCUCAGUUAGGGAGGCUGCGUGUUGUUCUGGUCAGCGUCUGUCGUGGCAUAACGGUCGAUUUAAGUGGGCCAGGUAGCGUAAAUAGUCUAGGUGUGGAUCGGUACAAAUCAGUCCGUGAGAGAAGAGCGUGACGGUAACGGAAAUGUCCAGGCUGCAUAUUCGUGGUCGAUCACCCCAUCUCUUGUCUUGGUACCUGGCUUGUUCGGGGUGUGAGAGUCUCAAUGGCCCUGAUCUUGUUGUGUUGUUUUCCCCAUACUUGAGUCGGGCUCCGGUUCCUGCCGGUCCGGCUGCGUACAGCUCCUCUGCUGGCUCGGUGCAGUGCCGGCUUGCUCUUGAAGCCUCAUGCUCUGGAGGUGCGAGAUGUGCGCCGGGAGGCUCACCCUUGCUGCUUUUGGGCUCUUGUAAGUGCCCGGGGGUUGGUUGCGUCACCUCCGCUGGUGUAGAGUGCGUGGCGUGGAGGUUGCAUGUUUAGCAGGUCGUGAGUGGCAGGGUUCGCAGUGAGCUGUCGCCCCAUUCCCUCUCCUCUCGUUGCUCUUGCCUGAGCGAGUUUGCGCCAGAAGUUGGCGAAGAUUUCAUCCAGGUGCUUCAUGGAAGUCGCAGGGCUGCCUUCACAUGGCACGUCCGCCAUUUUGGGACGGCUGAUUGAAAGGCCUCCGCUUACUAGGGCUUCUGCAGGAUUACAUAGGCCCCCUCUUUUCGACGGACAGUCGAUUAUAUACCGGGAUGUCCCUCACCGGUAAGGGGGGAGGAGGGUAUGGAGAACGGGGAGUCCGAUCGCCUCUCCUCGUCAUUCAGAGUGUCAGCAAGGAGAACGGCCGUUUCUCACCAGCUGCCUCCACCAAUAUUUCUCUGAGAUGCGUCGAGGUAAAAUCCCAUUCGAUCAGUAAUAUGCCGUAGACUGUGGCUCAGGGUGUCCUUAGCAGGAUUUGUCAGACUUGCUUGGGUAUUGAGUCAGUUUAUCAGCUUUUUCUCAUAGUUUAGCCAGGAGCUCACUUCAUGUGCGACCGCUCAGAAUGGCAGUUAGGCCCCGCCCCAUAAAUGAUUUUUUUUUUUUUUUUUAAAUGUAUAUUACAGUUAGCACUUUAUGAAGGCUGAUUUACACACACAAAAGAAUCAUUUUGGAAAGACUGAUAAGGUUAAUAUGAAUUAUCCGCCUGGACAUUUUGUUGUAAAGAUGUAUUUAUUUUUUAAUGGUUUUUAACAUUAAUUUUGUAGUAUACAUUCCCUUUUUUUUUUUUUAUAUAUUGAAAAUCCUAAAUUUUGACCUAUUGACAUAAAAAAAACUGCAUAUGAUAAAUAUUUUUGUUUUUUAGGACACUUAUGACAGAUUUGUGCACCCCUGUUGUUGCUGAAUUGAUAAGUCAAGGAGGUAAAGGUGGUUUAAUAAGGAGGCCAAAAAAGUUUCAUCUGGUUUCUUUAGAAGACUUUGAACAAGGAGUGGAAAACAACUAUCAACAUUUGAAAGGUUAUAGCAUUGAUUUUGGAAUAUUAUUGUUUUUUACAUAAUGGGGCAAAUGUAUAAUGAAUAAGUUACAUUUUUAUUUUAACUAUUGGUUUUGGGGUUUUAACAGUUGCUUUCGUUUGAAUGUGAGCACAGAGUUGAAAGUUUGUCAUUAAAUUUAGCUUAUCUCCUCUGUUAACAAAAAAGUACCUCUACAUCUUUCACUUAUGCACUUUGAUAACGGAUGUAAAAAGAAUGCAUACCAUUAACCACCUCCCUCACCUUGGCCAAUUUUUCGCCGGUGAGACGUUUUGGCAGACAUUGAUCAUAACAGACCUAAAUAGCUAAGUGGCAAAUGCUUACAUUCUAUUGUAAUAAUUUUAUUUGUGUCUUGCCUUAUUUACAGAAUUGUGUGUAUUUGUCCAUUUCAUUUUUGUCUCUUUGGCCAAUCUUUUAUUAUUGUAGACUUGGUGAUAAGUUAAAUUUCAGAUCAAAUGCCAGCUCACUAGCCAAGCAACCAUAGACUUUGUACAGUGGAACUGCUUUGACAUUUAUAUAUUUGCCCAUACAAUAAUAUCAUAAAGAGCUGUUUCUCGCUUUUCCUUUUUAUCCUUUUGUAUAAAUCUUUAGGCAAGUAUCUGCAUAUACUAAUGCAAUUGAUUACAUGUUUAUUCAUUAAGCUGUCAUUGGUACAGAACUCGCACUUUAAAUUUAAUUGUCAAAAAUUCAGUGUCUAUUAUUGACUAUUUCAAUCUUUGUGUUACAUUUUUACUUAUACUUUGUGUCAAACAGGUUCUCAAGAAUGUUUUGUAGAGUCAACAGAGGGAGAAGAAUCUGAUAUAUCAUCAAAUGAGAUGGCUGGGAUGAACACAGAAUUAUAUGCACAUCCUGUAAUCAAAAAACAAAGCAUUGUUACGGUUUACCCUGAACAAGAAACAAUGAAGAAAGAACUUGUAUCAAGCAUUGAUGGAAGAAAUGAUUCUGUAAAUGAAUUUAAUUCUGAUUUUCAGUUACUUAAUGUGCAUGUUUUAUUUGUACAGGAAGACCCAGAUCAACAAGAAACGGAUGUGUCUCAAGGGAUGGAGGGAGACAAUGAACCUCAUACAAGUGCAGUAGAAGGACCUCACUAUGUGCCUGAAGAGAUUAAUGGUGAAGUGGUUCUCAAAAAUGAAGAACUUAUUUUCACAGAGAGUCACAUCCAAACAUCUAAUAUUUUACUUGGUGAAGCAGGAGAAACGUCUCAUACUUUACCUGCCAAAGCAGGAGAAACAUCUAAUAUUUUACUUGGUGAAGCAGGAGAAACGUCUCAUAUUUUACUUGGUGAAGCAGGAGAAACGUCUCAUAUUUUACUUGGUGAAGCAGGAGAAACGUCUCAUACUUUACUUGGUGAAGCAGGAGAAACGUCUCAUAUUUUACUUGGUGAAGCAGGAGAAACGUCUCAUAUUUUACCUGGUGAAGCAGGAGAAACGUCUCAUAUUUUACCUGGUGAAGCAGGAGAAACGUCUCAUAUUUUACCUGGUAAAGCAGGAGAAACGUCUCAUAUUUUACCUGGUAAAGCAGGAGAAACGUUGAAUAUUUUACUUGGUCAAGCAGGAGAAACAUCGAAUAUUUUACUUGGUCAAGCAGGCAAAACAUCUAAUAUUUUACUUGGUGAAGUAGGAGAAAUGUCUCAUAUUUUACCUGGUCAAGCAAGCAAAACAUCUAAUAUUUUACUUGGUGAAACAGAAGUGACAACUGUGCCUCAGACACUGGACUCUCAUGCCAAAGAUAAUGCAUCAUCAGUAGUUGACAUCCAUAUGCACAGAUUGUCUUCAUCAACGUUAGAAGAGCAGAAGGUUCAACAAACACCCGUAGAAAUGCAUGGCUUAAAUGACCAUUCUCUAUCAGAUGGUCAGGAGGACACUGGUAAGCAAUUCGUUAGUCACAAAUCUUUUUAUUUAAUUACUGCAGUGAGGAUGACAAGCUUGAGUGUGUGUUAAAUGACCAAAAUGGGGAUAAGCAGAACUGUUCAAGAAACCCAGAGUUUGUAAUAAUUAGGCUAAACCAACAAUGUAUUAAGUCAAAUCGACAUGUAAAGAUAUUCCCAAAUUGGGGAAGGUACAUUCUGUUUCCCUAACAGUUUUGGCCAAGUUCACAAAUAGUAAGUAGAGAUUCACUGUACACAAAAAUGUAAAGUGCAUGCCAAGUUAAUUAAAAUUAUUUACUUGAUUUGAACAUUAUUAAAGUAAAUGGAAAUUUUGAAAAAAGAUAAAACAUGCACUUAGUGCUCUCCUCUAUUAAUCCCCUUGACCAAUAGCAUCUUUUUUGGUAUAUAUUUAUGCUUUUUAUUAAUUCUGAGCCACUUUAUCUGAAGGUCUGUAAUGCACUGCAAUCCAUUCAAUUAAUUGCCUCUUCAUAAUUCUAAUUUCUUGAAUUGCUUUCCACACACACACAUUUUUCCUGUUUCUCUUCACCUUAAUUUUGCCUACGUUUUCUCUACUCCUGUGGAGUGAUUGGUGAUAUUACCCCUGGUUUUUUAUUUAAACUAAUGUGUAUAUUUGUUCUACUAAUAUAUGGUCUUAUGUCUUUGCCCAUGUAUAUGUUUUUUUUUCCCCAAUAUAUUAUGUUUUUUUGUUUUUGUUUUUUGACCCUUGUAAUUUUUGUCACAAACACUUGUUCAUUACUGUUGUUUUCUACCUACAUGAGGAAACACUAUUUAAUUUAGGGAUAUAUAUACAAUAAGGAUACUAUUUUAACAGUGAUUCAAAACAAACCUUCCCUUACUUUGAAACUGCUCACUCAGAACUCUGGAAGGGUCCUGGGCCUUCUCACAGCCCUGGAUGCGGAGAAGGCCUUCGAUAGACUAAAUAGAAAAUAUAUGCAACAUGUCUUGACAACAUUUUCUUUUUAAUCAUAAACUGUUGCUAUAUGCAGUUGGCAUUCUACUCACACUUUCUAAUCACAAUAGCCUUCUCCCCGAUCUGUUAUCCUUAUUAAGCUUAUAAUAUGAAAGUUUCCAAUAAUCUUUUAACAGUACGAAAACUCAGGUCCUCCCUCUAUCAACCUACACCAGUCCUUAGCUAAUAUAUUCAUGUAUGAUUGGAGAAUGAAUUACCUCACAUACCUGAGGGGGUUAAAAGUCCCUAAAACUAUGGCUAUGAUUUAUAAAUAGAACCACCGUCCCCUUUUACAACAAAUUAAGACCUACUUAUGUAGGGGAAAAUCAACUAAGUUAAGCUGAUGAAUCUACCAAUGAUACUCUUUUGAUCUCUUCCUGUGUCUAUUCCCAAAUCCUAUUUUAAUGCUUUUCAACAUCUACUAUCUACAUUCAUUUGAUCAGAAAGGCUGGCAGAACUGAAACGAUCACUAUUCACAAAUCCAACAGAGAUGGUGGGGCUCCGUUCUCCACUAUUAUUCUGCUGUGAUCCUCUCAUAACUUAUUAAUCUACUUGCUUUACCAGACAAAUUCUCAUCCCGAAAAUCAGUGCCCCUUUUUAUGCAUGACAAUACCUUACUGGCCUUAGCCACUGCCAAUUGACAUUGCACAUUGUUGCCUAGUUUGUCUAUAACAAUCCCCCCUUGUGUGGUGUUAUCCCUAAUUCACUACCAUUUAGGUUGUAAGUUGCUUGUGCAUAACUUUGCAUUUUUCAACAUUAAAUUUAAGCUGCAAUUUAAGUGUCCAGUUCCCCAAUCUAUCUAUAUCCCUCUGCAGCAAAGUCAUAUCUUGCUCACAUUGUAAUACUUACACCUAAAUGGUGGGUUUUCACUAUAGGGUCAGGAAUACAUGUUUUUGUUCCUGACCCUAUAGUGAUCCUUUAAAUAGAAACAGUCCUAGAAGAGAACCCUGAUGGACACCACCUACCACCUUUGUUCAGUUUGAAAAUUUACAAUUGACCACUCUCUGCACUCUAUCUUUAAGCCAAUAUUCUACGCAAGAACAAGAAUUUUCAUCUAGACCAAUUUCUUUGAGUUUGAACACUAACCUAUUGAGUGGAACUGUAUCAAAUGCCUUGUUAACAUCCAAGUAGAUUGUAUCCACUGCAACACCCUGAUGUAUAGUUCUAUUUAAUUCUUCGUAGAAUGCAAUUAACUUAAUUUGACAUGACCUAUGUUUCAUAAAACCAUGCUGAUUUUUGCUAAUAACAUUGUUGUCCUAAAUUAAAUUCUAAAUAUUAUCCCUUUCAAAUAACCUUUGAAAUGCUUUCCCAGCCACAGAAGUAAUGCUCACAGGUCUAUAAUAUCCACACAAGAGUGAAAGUGAGAGAGUGAGUGACUGAGCGUUAGUCAGAGACAGAAAUAGAUGUAUAGAUAGAUGGAAAUGUUGGUGUGAGUAUGUUUACAAUAUUUAUUUACAAUUUGUGUGUUUUUAUACAAACACUAUACAUAGAGAUCUCUAUAUAUAGUGUUUUCAUACAAACUUUGGCAUAGGAGGAGGGCGAGCAUAGACUGUGAGCUGUCCGGCUCCGCUCACAAACACGCACAUCCGCGGUAGAGCGCUCAGUUCAUAGAGCUACAUUCAAUUCCUACUCUAUGAAGAACGCGGUUGGUGCAGAGUCUGAGCCCUGCUAUUUCGUCUUUUAAAAAAAAAAAAUUAAAAAAAAAUUAAAUUCUUUUUUUGCUGUGCAUAUAAAUGGUACAAGCAGGCCUGAGGUGCCCCAAAAGCAUUCCUCCGGCUUUUCCUCGCUUAACAUGCGGGACAUAUGAUUAACAGGCACAAUAUAUAUAUUUUUUAUAUAAUAUAUAUAUUAUUUAUAUUAUAAAUUGGAGUAAUUAGCAUAGUCACAGGCUUAUCUGUCGUGUCUAGAUUAUAAGUAGGAGUUUGUCACCAUUAGAGAACUAUACGUAAUAAGAAUCCUACUCAAGUGCGUAUAAUAACGGGUUUGUCUAACAGGCUAUUAUUCGAAGGAGAGGUGUAUACAUAUUAAAGAUAUUUGUUCGUGCAUGAAACCACAAUCUGGCUUUCUACGCCACAGUAGCUGUAGGGAACCAUUCAGUGACAUAGUUUGACAAGGCAUGAGAAAUACUGAGUGCUCUUUUAAGUAAUAGAGAAAGUAGUAAGAUUAGCAGGUCAUUCAGGCAUUAGAAGUAAGUCAGUCAUAUCGUGAGACAUAUGUUUCCCUAGCCAUCUGUAACAGUAAUAUAAGUUUGUUUCACGUGUAGAGUACAAGCGAUGCGAAUAAUAAUGAUCUAACCGUCAGACGUGGUAACACAAGAUAUUAAGUUAAAAACAAACUGAACAAACGUAGUAGGUUCAAGGCAGGUGAUGCCAGCUGGGCCUUGGUUUGAAGCGUCGGCUUUGCAGAUUACAACUAAUAAAGGCGAGUGAGGUGUUUAUUAUGCAGAGUCAAAAGCAUAAUAAAACAGUCGUUUUGGGGCAUGCGUCUCAAGAAAUGUGGCAGUUCCGUUUCGGGGAUAUUUUCCGAGACCCCUCUGAGUUUGAGGUUGUUUCUUCUCUGUGUGUCCUCUAGGGCCGCAAAGCGACGUUCGUGUAGCAGGUUCUGCUGCUGCAGGUCUUGUACGGCUUGGUGAAGCUUGGCAAUAUGUUGGGUGCUCUUUGGGAAGUUCCCUCUAGAGCCCCAUUGCAACUGGUCAGCCCUUGGAAGUUGCUGCGUAUCGCUGUUAUGUCUAAGAUAUUCCUUUGCAGGUCUGCCAGCAAUGCCUUUAGGACCGAUGUGGUCACAGGUGAGUCCGACCCUGAUUUGUUGUGUUUCGUCACUUGUAAGGGAGCCGGUGCGGGCAUGGGUAAAUAGUCGCCCUCAGCGUCGCCAGAUAACUCGUCCGAGAAGUCUGAGCAGCCGCCAGAAAGCGCGGCCAUCUUGGGCCCGCUGGCGCUAUGUGCUUGCCUCCACAUGUCCGCAAUAGUAAGUUCUGGUGCGGGUUUGUCGUACGUUGGUCGCUUGGUCUUGCACCCCUUGUCGUUCAGGUCGACCCGGUGGGCUCUUAUGGUUAAGUUUCGGAGGUAAGGGUUCCAGAUUUCAUUCUUUUUUGCUAUAGCGAGCACGGAGCUACAGGCUUGUGCAUCCGUUCACCUCCGUGGUCAGGUUCCACCCCCGCUAGUUCGUCUUUUUGAUGAAAAAUGGGGCGGGGCGGGGCCUGGCGAGGAAUUCGUCGCUGGAACGGAGGUAAGUUUUAAUGAUAAAAAGCACUCGGCUUGAUUUUUUUUUUUUGCAAACUAAUAUAAAAGCAAGAAAGUAGGCAUGGAGACCUGUCUUUCUUGCUUUUAUAUUUUGACUAUAGUGCUCCUUUAACAAACACCCCCAUCCAGGUUUUCUGAGUACCUCCACUUUUUUUUUAUUUUUUUUAUGUGCUUUGGGAUUGGUUUGGCUCUCUUUUGCCAUCACUUUCUCAUUUUGUAGUUUAGUAGAUCGAAUUGCCUUUGGCUUGCAUCAUUGACUUCCUUAUAUCUGUUACAGGAUGCCUCUGAUUUGUUUGAUUUAAAUGCCUUUUUCUUAUUUUUAAUUUCUUGAUUUACUUUCCCACAAGACCACCUUGUUUUCAAUUUGUUUAUUUUAUAUAUUUUAUAUUUAUUACCCAAUGGUGCAUAGUGAGAAAUGUACCUUUUUAAUAUUUGUUUGAAGAUAUUCUAUUUAUCUUUCGGGUUUGUUUGUUUUUUUUAAUUAAAGAAUUUGUUUGUCACACACACGUGUUUGUGUGUGUUUGUUUGUGUGAGCAAGAGAUAAAAACUUGUAAAGUAAGUUGAGAUCUGAUUGAAAAUGAAACCCUUUUCCCCCCCUAAAUUUUCCCCUGUGAGAGCCAGGAGAUGUAUGACCAGGGCUGUAUAAACCGAAGCAAAAGUGAUUUAACUCCUAAAUGGCAGAGAAUUGAGCAGUGAAACUUCAGAAGCAUGAUAUAUACACAAAUAACUGAUUUGGUGACUAUAGUGUCUCUUUAAUCCCCACUCAUAUCUCAGACACUUUUGAGGUCUCACCAUGGCUAUUUUUCCAGAGACUACUCCAUUCGGGGGAAUAGGUUUUUCAACUCAUGUAAUUUUGGCAGUUAGGUACAUCCUUGAAAUUAAUUGGAAAAGCACUAGAACUACUCACUUAAUAGACUUAACCCCUUAAGGACAGAGCUUCAGAAGCUUGUCUUUCACUUAAUGACAACAGCAUUUUUUUUUAAACUUUUUGCUGUUUUCGUUCAACUGCAAUGUGCAUUUUACUAAUUUAUUGCACCGACACAUAUUAAAUAUAGUUUUUUUAAAGGACAGAAAGGGCUUUAAUUUGAUGUAAGACAUAUAUAUAAAUGUUUAUUUAUUAUAAAAAAAAUACAGAAAAAUGCAAAAAUAAAUUUGUUUUACAGUUUUUGCAAUAAUGUGUGCAUAAUUAGUGCAGAUUAAGGAAAGUAAUUAAAAAUAAAUUCAUUUAGUUCUGAUUUACAGAAUAUAUAACGUGUCUGGGAUUUUAAGUUUUUUUUGGUAGUUACAGGUCACAAAGCACAAGGAGUAAAAUAAACUUUUAAUGUGGAGCGAUUUUAGAAUUUGGUAUGUUUGUCUUGUAAGCUUAAUAUCCAUAAAAGAAAACAAAAAUUUCCACACAAAAGUGUAUAUUUAUAUAAAGUAGACAUCACGGGCUAUUUACCUAGAGUUGUUUUGACACUUUCUACGUAGCCAUUUCACCGCCAACCUCUGCUAAAUAUUGGAUUAAAAUUGUUUUGGUUUUUUUGUUUUUGGCACACAAACUUAUAACAAAGAAAUUCUCAUGUGUAUUUUGUAAAGUUGGUGUGUGCUAUUCCUGUACAAAAUUGUAUUUUGUGUUACUUCUGCUGAGUAAAAUGACACCCCCAUUGUAUUUCUUUGGCACUAUUUCGUGAAGUUAUAGUGCCAUAUAGGAGGCCUGUUCUUUUCAGUAUUCACAGUAGAAUUUUGAGAAACGGAUUUAAUGAGUCUAUGCUUCCAUUUGGGGUAUAACAGUUGGACUGUUCAAAAAAGGCCACAAAGGCCUACCAUUUGUAAAAGUAGACACUUCAGGGUAUAUCAUAAGGUGCAUAUUGUGUCUUAAAAUGCCCCCAUUUUUUCACCAACAUAUGCCAAAGUAUGUGGUAAAAAAUAAUUUUGUGCGUUUUUUUACACGUGGAUUGCAUUUUUGCUGGGCAUUUUGUAUAUUUGUGCCACUAAGUUCAAACCCCCCAAAUUAUGCUCAGCUAAGUCUUCUGCCCCAAUCUUUUCACCAAUAUAUGCUAAACUAUGUGAGUUUGCACAGUAUAUUUUGCAAACCUUAUGUGUGCUACCAGUGUAUAAUACUUUAAAUGUUGCUCAGCUACGUUGGCUGAGUACAGCAAUACCCCCGUAUGUACCUUUGCCAGGUAUUUGUGGACAUCGGAGGUGCACAUUUGGGACACAGCCAUUCGGGACACAGCCAUUCCAGUUUUUUUCAAACUUUACAUUUUUACACUGUGCCCAUGUCCCAUUAUAGAGUAUUUUACCAGGCUAUAUAAUCCAAAUACCCCAUAAAGCCAUACCAUUUCUUAAAGAAGACUUCCCAAGGUAUUUCAAAAGGCAUAUUUUGAACCUUAGCGUGGGAUCAUUUUUCCGCUAGCUUGUACCAAGUGUAGUGGUAGUAAGUGGUUUUUCUGCCUUUUUGACACACAAAGUGAGUUUGCACAGUAUAUUUUGCAAACCUUAUGUGUGCUACGACUGUAUAAUACUUCAUAUGUUGCUCAGCUAUGUCGUCUGAGUACAGCAAUACCACCGUAUGUACCUUUGACAGGUAUAUGUGGAUGUUGAAGGGGCGCAUUUGAGACGCAGCCAUUCAGUUUUUUUCUAACUUUGAAGUUUUACGCUGUGUCCAUGUUCCAAUUUGGAGUAGUUUAGAUGGUUGGUUAUUGAAACUUCCCCACAAACACAUACUAUUUAUUAAAGAAUACACCCUGGGGUAAUUCAAAAGGCAUAUUUUCCUCUAGUUUGUUACAGGUGUAGAGGUAAUGAGCGUUUUUCAAUGUAUUUUUAUACUUUUUGAAACUUUUUUUUACUUUUUAAAACUAGUUUUUAAACUUGUUUUGCUUAUUAAUUUUUUUAAACUUUCCUAAACUUUUUUUUUUUUUACAGAUUUAACAUUUUUCUAAGCUUUUUUCUUUUUACCGUUAACCCCUAACUAGCAGUAAGCAGCACUAACCGUAAAUUCCCCUUUUUCCAUAACUCCCACCCACCCCAGCUAGCAAAAUAUAUAAUUAUAAAAUAUUUAAAUUAAUUAAAUAAAUUGAACCCCUGAGGGUUAAAAAAUAAAAGUUAAUCCUCAGGGGUUAAAAAAAAUUAGAUCACAGUAUAAUACUCUGAUCUGUAUUUUGAUCACUGUAGGCAGUGAUCGACUGGCAGGGAAGGGGUUCAUUUUUAUUUGGACUGGGUAGAGGGGGGGUGUGUUUUUUUUUUUUUACUUAAACGUUAUUACAACUUUUUUUUAGCUUGAUUUCUAACUUUUUUAUUUUAAAACUUUUUUAAUGUUAACCCCUAGUUAGCCUAACACCAAAUCCCCCAAUUCCCCACUAACUUCCACCCAUCCCAGCUAGCUAAAAAUAUAAUUUUAAAAUAUUUAAAUUAAUUAAAUUUAACCCCAGAGGGUUAAAAACUAAAUUAACCCUCAGGGGUUAAAAAUAAAUAAAUCAGAAGACAGUAAAAUGUAAUCCCUGCCAACUGAUCACUGUAGUCAGUGAUCAAUUGGCAGGGAAGGGGUUAAUUUUUAAUUAAAAGGGGCGUGGGAUUUUAAAUAAACUUUAUUUUUUUUAACAGGGGCAGGAUCAUCACUGAUCUGUCUCCCUGCACGUCACACAGAACCAGGAAGUGCAGGGAGGCGGAAGGUAAGUAUACUAAGCACAUGUGCUCGCUCUGACAUGCUGUCAGAGCGAGCACAUGUGCUGGGCAGCACUAUCGGGUGCUCCCGGUCUGCCUCUAAUACAGAGGCAGACUGGAGUACCAUUAACCUCGCGAUUGCCGCGAUAGCGGCGAUCCGGGUUUAAUUUUAACAUGUGACGGACAAGGUCCGUCACUCGUUGUUAAGGGGUUAAUAGGGAUACUAUAGGCAUGAAAACAACUUUAGCAUAAUGAAGAAGUUUUAGUUCAGAUUGAAAUUUGGUCUCCCUGGCAAUCCACUCUCUCUAUCUAGGUAGUUUGGUUAACAGGGACUGGAUGGUAAUGGGUUAACAGUUGGUAGUGAGUCUGGCUGACGGGCUGGAGGAAGAAUGUAUUCCUUGCAUUACAGGGAGUGAGGGAAAGUAGCACAUUUUGGCUCUAGCCUUGUCUCUAGUGCAGUCUGUGCUGUGAGCAUUUCUUACACUACAAAAGACAUGCCUUUAUUUUCAUUGGCUGAAAAAGGUACAUUUCUUUCUUUCAGAGUCUGGGAAUCGGGAACAUGUUGAAAUUUGAGAGGGGGUGGCUAAGGAGGCUGGGUUACACUGCUGAAAACAGCAUAACAUUUUACAGCACUGCAGAAAAACUACACAGAAUUGAAAGAAAAGAAACUAACCACAGGUGUUUUGAGAUUAAAAGCUCUAAUUUAAGUUUAAAUUGUUUAGCUGACUGGAGUGUCCUUUUAAGAUGUAAACUGUAUAGUAUUUAAUAAUUAAAAUAAAUUACAAAUAUCUACACAAUUAAAAUGUAAUAAUUGGGAUUUUUUCCCCUCACUUCACAGAGCUAGUAUGUUCUGUAAUGGAAGAACACAAAAUUCCCAAAAUUCAGACUAAACUCUCUCCGUUACAAGACACAAGAAAUUUUUUUAAGAAUGCUAAAUUCAGGUAAGUGUACUGGUUUAAAAUGUAAUUUUUGCAUGCAUUUUAAAGCCAAUACAUUGGGAGCACAUAAUCCUUGAGUCAAUGUACAGUAGCCAUCUUUUUUUUAAACAAUAGUUUGGCGUCCAAAACAUGAAACCAUAAGGUUUGUGAGUAUGUUGGUUAACAAUCAGAUUUGUAUAAGGCAUUUCUAUUUACGCUGGUGACUUAAAGUUUCUAACUUGUAUUUAGAAGUCUCAAUUUUAUUUUAAGCAUACUGAUAUAGGUUGUCUUUGCUGAGAACAAAGACAUGCUGGCUUUUGUAUAUGGCAUAAAAUAAAGAUGGUGAUAUAAGAAAAUACUACUCAAGGAAGAAUAAAUAGUUGACAGGUGUGUCAUGUAGAGUAAUGUGCAGAUUUAUUUCAAAUGUAUUGUACAUAACUAGAAAUUGAAAUAAGGACAAAUAAAUGUUUGCAGAAAAUGCUAUAAAUUAUAAUAGGCUUGUUUAAUUUUAAAAUGUUUUACAAUUAUAUAUUAAUGUAGUGACAACCGCUAAAAGUGCUUCCUAGUUCAGCAUCUCCACGCUCUGCAUGGAGGCUCUGAAUGUUUCCCAUAGAGAUACAUUGAUUUAAUGCAUCUCUAUGAGGAGAUGCAGAUUAGUGCAGCAAGGUGUUUUGCCACGCAUGUGUGUUAGCCUCCUAAUGCUUUCCUAUGGAGGUAUGGGGAAAAAGUGAGUAAAAAUACCUUUCCAAUGCAUUUGGAGGGGGUCUGGUCACCUAAAUAGUUUUAACACUGUCAUGUCAGGAAUAUGUUUGUAUUCCUGUCACUAUAGUGUUCCUUUAAAUUUACACAAAAAGACAGACAUGCACACUCUCAUAAACUGUUUUACUUUAAAUGUCCACCCAGUCUCCUUAACUCGAGAAGUGGAAUGAAUUCUAUCCCUGGGGUCCAGUGUGACUGCUGUCAUCUUCAUGCUCUUCUUACUUUGCUCUUUCACGUGCUGUUUAAUGAUGCUGGGACCGGAGUAAUGUCAUAUCCCAGCAUCAGAGCAGGGAGCGUGAGGCAGCAGAGAAGAGCAGGAAGAUGACCGCUUCAUUACCAAAACCUUUGUUUCACAGUGUCUGCCUUGCUUACAGGAACACUAUAGUCACCUAAAUUACUUUAGCGAAGUAAAGCAGUUUUAGUGUAUAGAUCAUUCCCCUGCAAUUUCACUGCUCAAUUCACUGUCAUUUAGGAGUUAAAUCACUUUGUUUCUGUUUAUGCAGCCCUAGCCACAUCUCCCCUGGCUAUGAUUGACAGAGCCUGCAUGAAAAAAAAACUGGUUUCACUUACAAUUAUUUAAGGUAAAUUUGAAUCUCAAUCUCUAAAUUGAACUUUAAUCACAUACAGGAGGCUCUUGCAGGGUCUAGCAAGCUAUUAACAUAGCACCGGAUAAGAAAAUCUUAAUUAAACAGAACUUGCAAUAAAGAAAGCCUAAAUAGGGCUCUCUUUACAGGAAGUGUUUAUGGAAGGCUGUGCAUGACACAUGCUGGGAGGUGUGACUAGGGUUCAUAAACAAAGGGAUUUAACUCCUAAAUGGCAGAGGAUUGAGCAGUGAGGCUGCAGGGGCAUGUUCUGUACACCAAAACUGCUUCAUUAAGCUAAAGUUGUUAAGGUGACUAUAGUGUCCCUUUAAAAAAAAAUAAAAAAAUUCACACACUGGUAGUGCUGUAAAUCUGCUGUGGGCACAACCAACCACAUCUUGGUGUUUUAAUGUAGUUGAUGAACACUAUUGGCCAGGCCAAACCAUUAGUUGAACAAAUUAGUAGUUUAUAAUCAGUGUCCGGUCUCCAACCAAUUUUGGUUCGUCCUCAAUAUUUGGAAUACACACGAUAUCGACAUUUGAUUUCUGUUUAACUGGAUCCUCUGAGCACCAAAACAACUUUAGCUUAACCCCUUAAGGACCAAACUUCUGGAAUAAAAGGGAAUCAUGGCAUGUCACACGUCAUGUGUCCUUAAGGGGUUAAAGGCCCACUCCAAACCUAUAAGCACUUGAGCUGGCUCAGUGGGCUAAUGCCGUACAUUACAACCCCAGGAUGUACUUGAAACCAGAAUAAUCUGAAUGUGCCUUUCCUGGUUAAAUACUUUGUUAUUGUUAUUAUUUAAAAGGCAGUUUAUAAACGUGCCAAUUUCGAUGAAAUUUGAGAUUUGCUUCAGCCUUCUGUUAUCUUCUAAUGAAAGUGGCGUGUGCACCUGCUUCUCGCCCAUACUUGCGCACAUCAGACCACAGGGGGGUGGAAAUAAAAAAAGGUAAAGUGGUACCCCUGACACAAACGUUUUUGAGACCCUACUAAGAGACAGGGUUAUUCACUAAACUCUUAAUUUUCCCAGCUUAAAUCUGAAAAGAAAAAAAACUGAGGCCAAAAUAGCUGAUCUGGAAAAAAUAAUUCAACUCCGCUAUAGUCGCAACUAGCUGUUUUUUUCCAUUCGGAUUUAAUUUGCAAAAAUGUGGUUUAGUUUAGUGUCUCGUCCUCUGUCCUCCACCAUAGUGGCUGUGAGCUGACUGUACAUACAUUUGCAUUGUAGAACUAUUGUAAACUAGCCUUUUCUACACGAAUUUGAAGUAGUAAUAAUUGCUUUGCUCGACAGCCUCUCUAUUUUUUAAUUCCAAAUUCUGUGUGGGACAGAAAUUUCUAAGUAAGUGUGCUCUCGAUUUAUUGGAUUGAAAGUAAUUGUGGGGGUGGGGCCUGACUGCCGAACCGAGUGGAAGCCGAAUCGAGAUGCUCCUGCACCACGGGGCAUAUUACCCGUCUUAUCAGCCUUCCACAACCUCCAAGCUACCCAAAAAGGCACUUAACGUUGUGGUGACAGCGGGGGCUACCGGUGGAUACCGAAAAAUGCAACGCAACUCGAGCAAAAGCCAGAGGCCUUCCGGCAUGGUCGGUGCGGGGGAGAUGGCCACUCCCCUACCGCCUACAACAACUAAAAGCUGGACUCUGUGCCCUCGACGACCCCUCAUGGAUCGUGGGGGGGGAGAGGGUUACCCUGGUACCAGGAAGGCCCCUCCAUGGGCUGUAGCAACAGCCUCAAACAAGUAAUGCUGUAACCAAGAUGGCGGAGAGCGCCACAGGGCAUCUCAGCCCACCACUGGAGCCUGACAUUUUGGCACUGCUAAACGCGGCAUUCAAGACCUUCCGGAGAAAGCUGGAAGAGCUGCAGAGGGCCACACACGCUCCGGUGAAGAGGGCCCCUCUCGCUCCCGCUAUAGAGGCUCGCCUGGCAAAGCCACACGCUCCAGAAAAUGGCGCCGUAGAAGACGCAGCAUCCUGCCAACCGGGAAACCCACACAGGUGACUACCGCCCCAUGCAAGAAGCAAACCGCCUCGCCCAGGCACCCCAACACAGCACAGCUCAACACAAGCGCCUUAAAGGGCCUGCACUCCGAACCACGCUGGGCCCGGUCAAGGACGACAAACAUCCCUGCUAGCCUCACGGCAUGCCUCCAUUUCCGAGAGCAGACGAACCUGUCUUUGGGACACGAAGGACGGGGAUCUGGGACAGGUGAGUCCCUUUGUGGGCUGCAGAGUGGGAGAGAGAUUCGAGAUGGCCUAGGAUGAAGGGGACUCUCGGGAACACGAGGCAUUUGACUUGCAGUCUCCUGAACAGCCACAUUCACAGAAGGCAACAUGGCCAAACUGCUCUUACAAGACUCAAGCUAUUCUAAGUUUAUUUUGUAUUGGGUCUCUCUCUACGGUUUUUGCUCUCUGCUUUUUCCAAAACGUAAAACCCUGUUGAUAUAUAUGCAUUCUUAUCUUCCAACCCUCAGGGUGCCCGUGGCCACAGCAAAGGGGGAGGGGAGGAGGGAACUCCUGUACAGUGAAAUCUAAUAAUGUUAGUAAUGUGAACUCUUGUUCUUUAAUGAUAUGCACAGCCACGUAAUGUCUUAGUUAAGUUUGAUUGACAUAACCUUAGACAGUAGCAUGUCAUGAAUUUCUUACGUGCGUUGGCAUCUCUUAUUAAGACCACUCAUAUAGUCAGUUUGCAUAAACUGUUUUGAAAACACUUCUGAUCUCUCACCACUGACACACCUAUAAUGCUUGUUUCAUUAUUCUGUACCUAAUCUGAAUCUACUAACAAAAAUGUAUGCCGUUACCUAAUGCCGAAGUAUAGGUAUGAACCGCACUCAAUCACUAAGCAGCCACCCGGUGCUCCGGAGCAGGGCCAGCAAUCCCACAACAGAAAAGCAAAUAGAAGAAAUAUCUCCUGGCACUCAGGAUGCUUGACAAAGACCACCUGUUAGGUCGAAAUGUUGCUGUCCUUUCUGUUUCAAUAAAACUGCCUGCGGCUUUAACAUCCUGAGUGCCUGGAGAUAUUUCUUCUAUUUGCGUUACUUAAUGCCAUGACACUGUUUACUCUGUAUUUUUUCACUAGCUUGUACCUGCUGUUGUGGCAACUCAAGCCUGUUUGUAACUCUCAGCACUACAAAAUUAAAGACUGACAUUAAAAAAAGAAAGUAAUGCAUUGUGAACAAAUAAUUUUUUUUUUUUAAGAGUCAACAAAAAUAUUACUGUUGCAAAGCGAACACAAAAUAAGAAGAAAACAGAAAUUGGACAAAAAAGAGAACUACUUCCAAGCACCUUUACAAAACAGAUAUUUAGCAAUUAUGCCCAGUUUCGGAUAUCAAAGGAAUGCUACAAAGAGGUAGACAGAUGGUAAGUAACAACAAAUUUACCAAUCAUUCAGGUAUACAAGGAGAGUAUUGCAAGGGGUAUCGCUGUAAUCUAGAAAAGUGUCAUCCUCAGAGUUAUUCUUAUUCUCAGUCAAUGAAAAACAAGGAAUUGCUUAAAAGAAAAGAAAAAAGAAAUCUUGUGGGUGGGGGAGCGUGGAAUAAAGUUUUUAAUAAGAAGACAAUUGGUUUAACCACUUAAGGACCAAACUUCUGGAAUAAAAGGGAAUCAUAACAUGUCACACAUGUCGUGUCCUUAAGGGUUUAAACAUUCCAUACAUUAUGCAUUUCAAAGACAAUGAAAAUAUUUUAACAGGGCAUUUUAAUGUACUCUCAAUGCACCAUAUACUUAUUGUAGAAGUUAUGCUGCUAUGAAUAUUACCCUGAAAAUAUAUCUUUAACUGCCUCAUGUUUUCUAAAUAUUUACCAAUUUAUAGUGUCCAGAAUCCAGCCCCUUGUCCACAAGGCUUUCUUUUCCUGGCACUAUAGUUCCCUUUAAGCUGAAAUAAAGAAAAUGCAAGGAUUCAUAUUGUAUGUUUGUGUGGACUGCUUACUAGCAAAUUAACUGCACUGUUGUCCCACUUAGUGUUCUAUGUAUAAUCUGCACUCUUAUGGGUUAUUUUGGAGUAGGCAGAUGCUCUUUUCUUCUUCCAUUGGGUCUAUACAAUGGGACUUUUUACAGUACAUGGUUAAAAGACUGCUAAAGGCAUACAGACCACUUCACUUCAAUAUACAAUAUUGCAGUUUUGUAGAAACUGCAUUUCAGGGUUAAACCCUCAUCUAGUGGUGGUCUUCCUGACCGCAACUAGAGGCACUUCCCUUUGUGUCAGACUUGGUUUCCAAUCAAAUGCCACUAAUAGAGCAGCAUUUCAUUGGUGCAGGGCAUGCUGUGCGUGCACAAUAACCUCCCAUUCCCUAUGGGGAAGCAUUGGACUUGCUUAAACGGUCAAUCUUGACAGAUAAGCAGAGAAGCCACAGCAAGGACUUAAAGGUAAGUCAUUUAACUCAUGUAAGGUAAAUAAUUUAAGUCCUGUUCAUUAAUCCCAUUAACUUGCAAAAUUAUGUAUUUUAUUUCCACUUGGACACGCCUUGCAUUUUGCCCAGCAGCUUCAUCCAAGGCUGAAAGAGUGUGAGCACUCUGAAUUCACUUAGAGACAAUCACUAAUGGUUUGGCUUUUAGCUGUCCAUUGUUUCUGUAUGGUCCAAUCAUGGCAAUAUAAGUGCAUUGGCAUCCUACCCUAGUGACCAAAUCAUGGCUCAUUUGACUUCAAAUACAUAGUUACAUAGUUGAAAAGAGACUUGCGUCCAUCAAGUUCAGCCUACCUCACAUUUGUUUUUUGCUGUUGAUCCAAAUACGAACGCAUACAUGUGUCUAGGUGUGCCUGAUUAUGGUUAAACUCUGUAUUAAGGAGUGUUACCAUUUGUAAUGCUUAAAGAUACAAUUUACAGACCAAUGCUCCUGGAAAAAGUCAUAUUUCCUGCAAGAAUAUUUAAUAUUUAUUUUGAUCUAACACUGGCAUUCCCUGUCUGAGGUAGAAUGGGGUCAUUGAGCCAGACAUCUUCUGCUUUCAUGAUAGCAUGUAUAUUUAUGUAAAAAUUUUUUUUUGAUAUCUGAUGUUUUACUUACAAACAUGCAGUAAUCUCCUACCUUCUGUCUUAUACCUCCCCUCAUGAUAGUGCUUACAUCAUGAUUUGAUAUGCUGCUAUGGAAAAUUUAUUUUAAAAUUACAUUUUUAAUUUAAUUUGUCUUUUUAUUCAAUCUUUGUAGCUUGGAAAUUUACUUUGGACAGCUAAGCAGUGACCUAGCAGCUUAUACCGCUCAUGCUAACCGAAAGACCAUAACCCGCGCUGAUAUUGAGCUCUUAAUGAAAAGGUGAAAUGUCUUAUUGGUUUCCAUCAAAUGAAUUAUUGGUAACUUACAGUGCUGUUAAUAUUAAGAUUAGUAUUUAUAUACACAAACAACACACACGUUUCCACUUUUGCUAGUGAGUGUCCAAAAUUGAAAUUGUUUACCUUAUCGCCAAAUGCGACAUGAGCCUCAUCACCUUAACGGUAUUAUUCCCAGGGUGAAGCGGGGUGGUGGUUGCAUCAUUUUGUUAUGGACUGGGAAACUGCUUAGUAUUGAUGACAAGAUGAAUGUAACCAUAUAUAAGCAAUUUCUAGAGGAAGACCAGUGUCUGUUUGUAAGACAACUGUAAGACACUCCUGUAGCAAAAACUACAUUGGAGUGGAGUAAAAUCAAGAACCUACAUAUCUUAGAAUAACUCUGCCUAGGCAUAAAGCUUAAUCCACUCGAGAAUCUAUGGGAAGAAUUGGAAAUUGCUGUUCAGAUUCCAUUCAACCAGACAAAACUUACAAAGGUGCUAAGACCCUCACAUUUAUAAUUGUUUUCAAAGGUGAUUCUGAUUUGAUGCAUAAAAGAAAUGUUAAAUGUGUUUUUUUUUUUUGUUUUUUUUUUUAUUAACUUUUUCUGACACACACACAAUUAUUACAUGAUUUCCAGCUUAGUAGGCCACCAUGCUGAGGUUAAGGACAAACCAAUCCAGUAAAAUGAUAUUGAGUGCAUCAUGGGAGCUGUGGAAGGCUCAGGAAGCCAUGUAAGAUGCAACAGGUAGUUUGCCAGCAAGUGUGAAAGAGGUCUGGUAGAUUAAUACAAGUGACUUAGAAUGGUUUCAACUAGAGGGGGAAGUACGAGGAAGAGAAAACUGAGCAAUAGUCAAGGAGAUACUGUGGGGAGUGGCAGGUGUAGUUUGCAACUGCUAGGGUGAGUGGAACUGAAAGUGCUUGUGAGGAAAUACGUAAAUUAAAGUGAGAGAGACUGGAGAGUGGGGUGAAUGAGUAAAAUUGAGAGCGAUGGAGAUAGGAAGGGACAAAAAAGCUUUUGAGUAGUAUUACAAUACAUUGAUGGUUAUGAAGAUGUAGUGAGGAUGUAGGAACAAGCACAAAUUGGGUGCUAAGCACAAAUUGAAAUUGUGUAGUUUAUAAGCAUUGUAGAACGUCUAACUUUAGGAAAGAUCACUAAGAAGACACAUUUUCCUCAUCUAAAUCCUCUUCUAUCCUCUCCCUUUCACAUUGCAAUCUUAUAUUCCAAUCAAUCUGUUACUAAAGAUUCUUUGAAACCCCUAAAGUACACGUAUUUAAGAGGGCAAAGAUUUAGAAAAAUGUACAUAAAUUUAAAAAAAAAAACAAAAAAAAAAAACUAUGUUAGCCACACUAGGUACUGUAACCACUUCAUUUCAAUGCAGUGGUUAUAGUGCCUUGAGUCCCCAGCUGCCAUUCCACCAUUUUUGCAUGGGUUAACACUAAAUGAAGAUCCUUGGCAGCCAUAGUAUUCUGUGCUGCUUGGGAUUGUGAGGAAGCAUUAGUCCAAGCAGCGAUGGACAAUGAUUUGCUGAAAUGGGGUGCUGAACACUCAGUUCAUACCAGCUAUGGCUGGCUGUGAAAACCUGACAUGGCUAUGGAAGAGUAUAACCUCUGCCUUACACAUACCUCUAGUGAGGAUCUGGCUGUGGCCAAUCUUUCAAAAAAUGUUGAACAAUAAAUGCAUUGAUGCCGUCAGAAUUACGUCUGUGUUGUUUUCCCCACCUGGCCAACUCCUCUCACAGGCUGACCAAGUGCACCAUGUACUAAAUCAUUAUUCUGCUCCCAGUAGUAACAGGAGAAUCCAGACUGGGCCCAUACUGGCAAUGUAGUGGUCUUAAAGCAUUUAAAUUAAUAAUUUAUUUUAAAUCCAUGUUUCCAUAAUGGAACUGCUUGAUUGUUGAGUCGGUUACAAUCCGACAUUCAAUUAUUAAUGAUAUGUUAACAUCUGUACAGACUAGUUUACUAUAUCAACGCAAUCAUAAUAUUCUUAAAAUCUGAGUUUUGCUGUCAUUGUUUUUGUAAUAUGGCUGCAAAAAAAAUGGCAAAAUCUGACUUCAUUCUUUCUUUUCUCUUUUAUAGGCAUGGCCUGGUAACUGAUACAAUUCCUCUCACUGUCCUUAUUGAGAAAUACUUACCACUGGAAUAUAGAAAACUUCUUAUCCCUUGUGCUAUGAGUGGGAACAAAGUGUUUCCUAAACUGUAAAACCCGUUACAGAUUUUGUUUUUGUUUAUAGUUAACAGUAUUUUAUUGAUGAUCACAAAUUGCAUUGUCUAUAGAUGUAAGAGUAAAGUACUGAAAUGCUCUUUAGUGUUUGUUAAAGGUUUAAAAGAAGGAAACAAAAGCCAGUUUGUAAUAGGUGGAUUGGGUUUUGUAUAUGUAGACAUCUCACAUUUUUAAUGCAUUGCAUGUAUAUUUAUAAUGUGUAUAUAUAAUAUAUAAAUAACUCAAAAUAUGGAAACGAAUUGGAUUUGCAUGCGGUUUUCACUCAUUGAAUCUUGUUUCUUCCAGAAUCUGAUUUUCUUAUUUAAAUAAUUUUAGCUGUGCUAUGUGUGUAUAUUUGACUAUCCCUCUGUAAAGUUUAACUCUAAUUAAGAGAAUAAAGAUACUGGCUCACAGAGCUAGUCCAAACCUUAGGUUAACCACUAUAAAAAUCGCAUAUGUUACAACUUUCAGAAUUUAUUAAAGCACAUUCUACAAUUGCUGUUUCUACAUCAGAGGCAGCCACUGCAACUUGGCUUUCUCUUCACACAUUAGCUAAACAUUAUAGACUGGAUGUUCUAGCCUCUGAAUACAGAAUGCAAGAUCCUGGUGAGACAGUGAUGUCUUCCCCAUCACUGUAGCUUGUUGUGUAAAUGAUGUAUGGGGAAAACACAUUUUACUCAAAUAGUGCAAACAGUAGAACUACCCGCCCCUUUAUUAAAAGUAUUUCUUUUAAAGUCUACUUUGUAUGGCAUUUUACAUUCUGGGCUGGCUCUCUUAUAUACUAGGGGAAGAUAGUCUGGACCUCUCUGUAUUUUUAUGUCUCCUUGCCCUGUUAAUGAGAUGGGAGAAAACUCAGUUGUACUGCCACUUAAACCAUGUUAAAGAGAAUUUUUGGUGAGUAAAAUGUUUUGCCCUAUUCAUUUCUGCUUAUGUUUCAGACAUUGUACACAUUAAAUUUUUUAACACCGUUUCUCUGCUCUGAAACUUAUAUUGCUUAGGCAAUAUCACUCUUUAAUAUCUGCUCAUCAAAGGUGCGAUCAAUUGCAAUGAAGUUUCUUUCGUAUUCAUUUCUUUAAUGAGCCUAAUGAAAAAAACAAGACAUGUGAAUAAACAUUACUGCACAAAAUUAUUUUCAAUAGGAACUGUUCAAACUUUUUUUUUGCAGAUCUUGAUAAUGAAACUUCUAUUUCCAAUUUGAAAUACACAGUGUACAAGUCAUCAAUGAGAACAGUAUAUCCCAAAACUCAACUUUACAUUUAACUGUACAUUUAAUUAAACAAGGCAAUAAAUGAAGUAAUAUAACAAAGCAAUCAUCAAAUGCAAUAAGGGCAGAACAAAUAUCCCAAAUUAGCUAUUGUC